Podarcis lilfordi (Lilford's wall lizard) is the source of this 47990-nucleotide messenger RNA. The record is from the annotation of a GenBank genome assembly. Lineage: Eukaryota; Metazoa; Chordata; Lepidosauria; Squamata; Lacertidae.
AUGGGAAGCGGCGGCCGCGGCGGCGAGGGCGGCGGCGGCGGCGGGCAUGGGGAGCAGCUGAGCACGGCCAGCGCCCCGCGGGAGUCAGCCGCCGCCACAGCCAGCGCCCCCGGGCCGCCUCUCUCGGCCGCGGGGAGCGGGAGGGCAGCGGCGCCCCGUCCAGAGGGCGACCCGGGGCCGCCGCCUCCUGCUGAACCGCUGGGCCGGGAGGCGGAGGACGGUAGCGCCGUCGCUCGCCCGGAGGAGGGCUCCGGCUCGGAAGCGGGAAGCAGCCCCAGCCGCCGGCUUCCUCUGAGGCCCGUCUACUGCACCGUCUACUGCGUGGAGAGCGACCGGCGGCCCAGCGCCCCGCCGGCGUCUCCGCGCCCAGGAGGGGACCCUGGCCCCGGCCUCUCGCCGCCGCCGCCGCCGCCGCCUUCUCUGCCCGGAGGAGGAGGAGGAGGAAAGGGCGGCGGGGACGGCAGCCUCGAGGUGGACUUGUACCUGCUGCCCGAGCCGUUCUCCGGGCUCAUCUCCGGGGACUUCGGGCCCUUGCUGGUGCUGACUUGCCGCGUGUGUCUGGAGGAGAAGCCCCUCAAGCCCUUGCCCUGCUGCAAGAAGCCCGUCUGCGAGGAGUGCCUCAAGUUCUAUCUCAGCUCGCAAGUAAGCAUGGCGCGCUCCCACCUCGCCCGCUUUCUGCCGUGGCUCUGCCUUUCCCCCCUCAGCUCCUUUCGCCUGCAGGCCUGCGGUCUUCCCGCCUUGCUCCAAGGAUACUAGGUCAACGCCACUGUUCUCCUGCCGUUGCAACUUCCAAGGUUAUGCCCUAGUCUGGCCUCUCCCCACCUCAGAUCAGAAGCGAGUGAGCUCAGCUCUAGAACAGCUGUUAGGGCUCUGAACAUGUGCAGAGUGCCUUUCCUAAGCCUUGCCUGCUUGCCAUUCCCCACACUCCUCUGGGGUGGGGGGUGGGGGUACAAGGCCGCCAAGAAGCAAGUUGCCACUUCCAGGAUUGUGUGAAUGGCUUUUCCCAUGGAGGCUGCAAUGCUUAACCCCACACUCGCCCAGGAACCCAGCCCUCAUGAGUAGGUCUCAUGAGUAGACAUGGCUAAGAUGGUGCUGUAAAUCACUCUUGUGAUUUGUUGUUGGCGGUGGGGGGUAAAUCUUCUGCUCCUUUCCCAUAUGUCAGUGUUUGGCCUGUUCAGUUGUGAGGACAAACCCAUCUCCAUUUCCCUGUAAGGAGGAAAAAGCCAUCCACUGUGCAGGUUUGUUCCCUUCACCCACCCCAGGAGAUACAAACACAAUAGCCUGGCCUCAGAUCCUAAUGUCUCCUUUGUGGGGGAGUGUGUUGAUUUAAUAUCAGCUGAUUCCUUAUCGCUGAGGAAGGUCAUAUGGACCAUUGAAGGCAGUACAAAGACUAGAUAAUGCAUCUGUUAUUCAGGAGGUUAACUGCCUUCUGUCUAUUGCGACUUUACUCACUGCUAUAGGAAAUCUUAGCUGGCGUUUGUGUUUUUGUACAUGUACACAAGCUCAGUACAUAUUUCCAUGCCAGAGCUGCUGCUUGCAUUUCUGUUUCUGCAAAAAACCAAUACAAGAAGACAUGGAUUACCAUACUGAUCAUUAAGGGGGGGGGGGAUUAAAAAUCACAGUAGGGUAAUACCUUACUAAGAUCAACUGCAAUUCUAUAAAGUAAUGAGAUGUAUUUCAAAAAGAACAGCUGUUUCCAAUAUGCUGUUGAUCAUUUUUAUGUUAGUCAUACAGAAUGUUUAAUGAAUGGAGUGAAUUUGGAGUCUUCAUCUUGUCUAUACUGAUAAACCACCAAUGUGGUGUGGUGUGUGUGGUUAGAGUGUUUUCGUAAUUUUCAGUGGGUCUUCUCUGACUAGAAUAGAAUUAGUUGAGCAGCAUCCAUAGGAAAUUCCCAUGCUCAGUUCUAGGGCUAAAUUAUUUCUGUUUGAACCCCACCCCUUUGAGCUUGAUCUUGUGAUUUUUCAGCUUCAUAACAAAUUCAGGUCUUUCAAGACUGUCGGAAUGUGGACUUGCUGAUAGUGUCUACUGAUAUGUGCACUUCCUCAUUGUGUUGUAUAAAAUUUCCCAGUCCUUGCAGGGAUUUCACCCUGUCUAAGUGUCACAGAGGCAAAGGUAAAACUUAGAGAGGCCUGUACAGCUUUGAGAGACUUGUGUCACUUUUCCAAGUAUUUAAUCAGAAGGAAGGAGUACUUUUAUCUAAAAAAAUCCAACUCUGCAUCUGUCUUCCUGUUUAAAAUGACAGGUUCUCAACAGAUUUGUUAAAUGUGUUGCUGCAACUUCUUAGUGGUAUUUCUGACUGAUGACAGCAAAACAAAAGGCGCAAGUGAUCACAUACCUAUAUAAGCAAGCUGGUUAUUUAAUUGUAAGGUACUGGUAUUUAAUUUGUUCAAGUUGUAUGUCAUAAGCAAUAAUAGUGCCGAGUAUGUUGCAAUUUCAGAAGUACUUCAUAUUUGAUCUUUCAGUAAUCCUGGCCUGCAAUGAUGAUGUGUUAGAUCAGUGUUGCACUGCACACCACUUGCAACUUUGAGUGUUCCAUGCUUUAUUUGUCCAAGAGAGGGCACAGUAUAAAUAGUCUGUUCUCUGGGUAUUUGUGGCAAUUUUUAGAGGAAGCAUCAAGGUGAGGGAGGAAGAGUCUGCAUACAUGGCUAGGAAGCUGAUUCUAUCUUUCAAAGCCCAUCUUCAAGAAACCAUCAAAUGAAAGAAAGAGUAGGAAGUGCUCUCCCAGGCUCUCUGGAGCAUCACUUUUCUUGUUCCCACAUCCCUCCAUGUGUUGGGAGCUGAACCUCUGAAGUGGGGAGCCUUUUCUACACCUGAAGAGGGUUUAAGCAACUUGUCCAAAGGAACUUAUUUGAAGGGGAAAGUAGUGUUGUUGUUUUUUAAAAACACACACCCCACAAACCUGUUUUUUUCUUCCACAAAGUUUCACAUCUGUACCUGUACAUGGUGCCAGGGAGGAUAGGCAGUGAUGUUUUAGUUAAAUUUAAAUUUAGCAGUAUAGACCCAGGGCCCAGCAAAACUCUUUCUGCUGUUAUAAGACUUUUCCAGAAUUGAAAGUUCUGAAUCUUCAACUUUAUGCCUCUGUCUAAAAUGGGUGUAAUUAUUUUUUUUACCUGAUCCACAGUUCAUUUCUUCCAAAUAACCAAAAUGGAAAACCAAAAUACCUCUUUGUUUCGAUUCCUUGUUUAAUUGUGGACAGGUCGUUUCCCCUUCCCACCUUUACUGAGGAAGGAGGAACUUAACUGAACAGAAUGGGAACUUCUCCUUGAUUUCUGUUUUUCACUGCUUUAGAAACAUUUUCUUUUCAGAAGGUCUGGUAGAAGUCGGCAUCAGUGUGUGUGCAUGAAACAAAAUGCUGAUUAGAGCCAAACAUCUUUUUCCCAGUGUAAGGCUCAAAGUGAGUAAGGAAUCCUUUAUAGCCCAAGGACCACAUACUCUAAUGGGAAACCUUCCAUGGACCACAUACCAGUGGCAGGUGGGGUCAGAGGCAAAGGUGGGCAUAGAUUUGAUGAUUUCCUUUGUACCGGAGGCCACAUUUCAGCCAUGCAAAAGAUGAGAGUCUCUGCAUGCACACACACAUCUCCAUCCAGACAAGCUAGAGGUCACAGUUCAUGGACAUGUGUCAGGCAGGCAGAAGCUCUUGAGACACAGAGCAGUCCUGGUAAAGAAGUGUGGCCUGGAAAUAGAUGUGGUCUAGUGAGAAUCCCAAGAGCCAGAUAGAAAGGCCUAACAGACCACAUUUGUUCCCUCAUCCCAAGGUUCUUCACCACUGCUCUAAUGAAUCAGUUUGCAUCUCAUUCCCCAGAUGCAUGGAAAUGAACUGAAUGGUAUUUCAGAUGUUUGACCUGCUGGAGAACUUAUGUACUGUACUCUGUGGACUGGUGCUGGCAAGCAGGACUGAUGUAUGGAGGUCAAAGUGACCCACAUCAGCACAGAAUCUUUUGCACAGCUAAGUCCAUAGGUCCAAGUCUUGCAAAGACGUGAGCAAAUAUUUAGCUGAGAAUAUGCUGUGCAUCUAAAUGAAGGCAGGGGCGGGGGUAGUUGGUUGGAAAGGUGAGUAUUUGUUAAGAGCACCUGCUUCACUUUUCAUAAACCCUAUUUCGGUUAGUGUUAUUCCAUAGAAUAUGGCAUGUGCUUUGUGUGGCUGGUGAAAAACAGGAGUAAUAUCACUUUACGAAAUGAGAUGAGCUUGCAGGAAUGAAGCAACUGAGUGCCCUUUCGAUUCAUACCAAAAGCACAGAAUUGUGGCAGCUUCACUACACAACCAUGUGCUCACUAAGCAGAAUCGCUUGGUGAGGAAGCAGGGAAAAUAUUCUGCAUGAUAUCAUUCUAUAAGUGUCAUACUUGAAAACAUGUGUUGGUCAUGUGCUGGCUUGAAGCAGGUGGUAGGAAAAGACUGGUUGUUCAGGCCAGGAAUGGCAAAGGGAUUGUUUUUACAGUGCUAGUAAAGGACUAGUACAUUCUGGGGCCUUGAAAAUUAGAAACUGUUCAUUUGUUUACUGUAGAGCUUGGCACAUCAUCACCAAGAUAUAAAGUUUGAAUAAGGAUAAAUGCCUGGUAUUCCUCAUGGAGGGAGCAUACCUGGAUUCACUCUAGCCCUUUUUGGAUGUUCUGUAGCUUCAUUUAGUAAACACACAAGGGGGAAGUGAGAUAAGCAUGCUAGCUCCACCUAUUUGUUCUUGUCACCUUCCAACUCCCUGAGGCUGUCUGAAGUUGGGAGCCUUAUGUACUCAGGCAGGCUCUCUGUAUAUUUUAGAACCUUAGAAAUUCAGGACUCUGAGUACAGGAGGCUCCCAGCUUCAGGCUGUCACCAUUAAACGCAUAGAAUCAGGGCCAGCUCUACCAUGAGUCAGAGUGAGGCAACCACCUCGGGUGGCAAAUGCAGAAGAGCAAGGAGUGGACAGAGAUGGGUGUGCCAUAUGAUCUGCUCUGCACCCCACAAUUGCAGCCUUUGAGUGCAGUGGAGGUCUCACCGCCAGUGUCAAAGUAAGAUUUGCCAACCAAUCUGGUCAGCUUUCAUUUGCAAAAUAGGGGAGUACAGUAUUGUCCUUCCCCUGAGGCAGCAAAAUGUAUUUGGUGGGCCCUGCAUGAGGGCCCAUGAAAUGUUGAUGAGGUAGAUGGAACUAGCAUGCUCAUCCCCACUGCCUGCCAUUGUCUGGUCACCACACACAGUUACAGCAUGCCUCAGAGAGGGGGCUUGUGUGCCAGCCCCUUCCUUUACAUUCUGCCUCUCAGGCCUAAAUAGCUUGCAUAAAGUUAACACAUGAGUUCAAGAUCCAAAUCAGGAGUGACAUUUACAGCAAUUUGAAAUGGCAAGGUAAUGUUUAAGGGACAGGGAGAGAGCGGUUGCACAAUAAAAAGUGGAUCCGAGUACUAUGGUAAAUUGUUUCAAACCAAAUUUUAAUUGACUGUUAAGGUCAUUUAAAAGUUGCUUUUAAAAUUCCUUUUUAGGGAUUUUUUUUAAUGUUUGAUGUUUUAUUGUGUUUUCAAUAUUCUGCUGGGAGUUGCCCAGAGUGGGUGGGGUAUAAAUAAAUAAAUAAAUAAAUAUUAUUAUUAUAAGUUAAAUGUCUUUUAAUUUCGUGUUGAGAUUUAAAAACAACCAGCCACAUAGGUAUUUGUGCCUAAUGCUUUAUUUUAUAUAAAUGGUGUUAUUUAUACCAAGGUUAUUCUUUAGUAUGGACUACUGAGAUAGAAUAGGUGCAUUUUUAGUCACUUAUAAGGCUUCACAGUUGCUUGAAAAACAGUCAUGUUUGUGCCACUCAAGUUCAGCACUGGAAGAAAGAAGGGAAGCUUCUGGCAGGACUGAAAAACGUAGUUGUAAGCUUAUUGAAUCAAGAUCACAAAUGCAGUUAUUAAGACUAGAAACUUCAUGGAUGUAUGUAUAGAAUGAAUUGAUGGGCAAACAAACAGGAUUUCUGUGUUCUCUUUAGUUUCAUAUCCCAGAACUACCCUCGCUCUCUGUAGUUUGAACACAAGCAGGAAUUUGUGAGUUGGUCCUUGGGCCAUCAGAACACUACCUAACCCAGGGGUAGGCAACCUAAGGCCCGGGGGCCGGAUGCGGCCCAAUCGCCUUCUCAAUCCGGCCUGUGGACAGUCCAGGAAUCAGCGUGUUUUUACAUGAGUAGAAUGUGUCCUUUUAUUUAAAAUGCAUCUCUGGGUUAUUUGUGGAGCAUAGCAAUUCGUUCAUCCCCCCCCCCCACACACACACUGGCCCACCACAUGGUCUGAGGGAUGGUGGACCGGCCCACAGCUGAAAAAGGUUGCUGACCCCUGGCCUAAUCAGUGCAUGGUUAGUAGCUCCCUUCAGAUGGAUGCUGAUCACACAGUGACUGGGGAGUGUGGCUGGUGCAGGCAGCAGCAAUGCGGGAGUGGGACUUGCCUAUGUAUUACUGAUUGCCCCUUUCCACAUUCAGACUGAAUGCCUGAGGGAAGCUGCUUUCGCUCUAAAAUAGACACAAUUUAUUUUGACGAUGCAUAUUCUUCAGUAUCCUUUAUCAUGAUGUUCUGCAGUGCUAGCACAAGUGUAAAUAUUUACACUGCAAAACUUUAUAUACCACAGCGCUGCACAUUAUUUUUAUUAUUAUUUAUAUAAUGCCAUCAGUAUGCAGCACAAGCUUUGCAGACUAAGAGACGGAUCCCUUCUUGAGGAGCUUACAAUCCAAAAUAGAUACAAAGAUUAUCAAGAUAUUGUUUUAGAGGUCUUUUUGUUUGAGUAAGUGGUAUAUAAAUGUUGUUAAAUGAAUAAAAAUAAAGACCCAGUCUUUAAUGCAAGUUUAUUCGUGCAUUAACAUAACCUGAAAUUGUUUUAGGUCCCUGGUUGAUAAAGAAAUAUAUGAUACAUUGUUUUUUCAUAGAAUAGAAUAAUAGAAUUGUAAAGUUGGAAGCAACCCUGAGGAUUAUCUAGUCCAACCUCCUGCCAUGCAGGAAUUUCAACCAAAUCAUACAUGACAGGUGGCCAGCCAACCUUUGCUUAAAAACAGCCAAGGAAGGACAGUUCACCACUUCUCAAGGGAGUCUGUUCCAUUGUCAAAGUUCUUACUGAUGCUUAGUUGGAAUCUGCCUUCUUGUAACUUGAAGCCAUUGGUUCAGGUUCUAGCCUCCGGAGUAGGAGAAAACAGGUUUGAUCCACCUUUCAUGUGACAGCCCUUUAGACAUUUGAAGAUGGUUAUCAUUUUUCCUCUCAGUCUCCGCUGUACCAGACGAAACAUACCCAACUCCUUCAACUGUUCCUCAUAAGACUUGGUUUCCAGAUCCUUUAUAAUCUUGGUCACCCUCCUCUGAAUGCAUUCCAGUUUGUCAAUAUCCUAAUACAGUGGUACCUCGGGUUACAUACGCUUCAGGUUACAUACAGUUCAUGUUACAGACUCCACUAACCCAGAGAUAGUGCUUCAGGUUAAGAACUUUGCUUCAGGAUAAGAACAGAAAUCGUGCUCUGGCGGCGCGGCAGCAGCAGGAGGCCCCAUUAGCUAAAGUGGUGCUUCAGGUUAAGGACAGUUUCAGGUUAAGAACGGACCUCCGGAAUGAAUUAAGUACUUAACCCGAGGUACCACUGUAUCUUAAAUUGUGGUACCCAGAACUGGACAUGGUACUGCGGGUGUGGUCUGACCAAUGCAGAAUAGAGUGGUACUUUUACUUCCCUUGAUUGGGACACUAUACUUUUGUUGCUGAAACAUAGAAUAGCAUUAGCUUUUUCUGCUGCUGCAUCACAGUGUGGACUCAGGUUAAGCUUGUGUUCCUUUACCACAUUAUUUCCUAUCUUGGGCUGUGCUUUCCUCCUUGCAUCAUUUAUUCUGUUAUCAGCCGGUUGGGCACUGCUUUCCUUUUGGGUGAAAACACAGGCAAAGUAGGUGUUGAACAGUUCUGCCUUCUCUCUGUCCUCAAUAACAUUUCUCCAUGCAAGGGACCCACUACUUGCUUCUUCUUCCUCUUGCUUCGAACAUAGCCAAAGAACCCUUUUUCAUUGUUUAUAACCUCUCUUGGAAGCCUGAGUUCAUUCUGAGCUUUGGCUCACCUGACCUUCUCCCUGCAACUGUUGGCUACUCAUGUAUACUUUUUCUUCAUGAUUUUUGCUGCCUUCCAUUUCAUAACGGAAAGUAAGCUCCCUAUGCAGCCUCACUAGUUUUCUUUCGAUGCCUCCCACUUUCCUUUUUCUCCCCCCUCCCAUAUCUGUCCAAAGAUAUACAAAAAGCUCUUACCCAAUACAAAAUACCUUUUUAUAAUACACCAGAAAUACCCUGCUCCCCGCAAAAUAUCUAUUUUUAUUGAUAUGUGUGCAUGGCUCUUGGGCUGUAGACUUUGCUCCCGGUGGUGGCAUAUAGUGUUGGCAGAGGCUAGGGCUUAAUGUUUGGGCUCCUCUUUCGGGCUGCCUUUUCCCAGUGCCAAGUUGCUCCUCUACUUCCUCCCUCUGUCUCUCUUCCUCAAGAGAGCUGAGUUGGCUGUGCUGGAUGGAAUUUUGUUGGAUUGGAUUGUUUUUAUAGCAUAUAGGAUAGUUUUUGAAUUCCUGUUUUAUAUUGACAGUAUCCUCUGCCUUGCUGUGAUUUUAAUGAGAGGCAGUAGAUCAACAUUUGAAAUAAAUAGUCUGCAGGGAGGAAUUCAAUGUAGUGCUAAGCAGAUUGUUCCAUCAGUGCAAGCAUUUCAGCUUGCCAGACAUUCAGUCUCCCCUCUCCGCACCCCCUGCCACAUGAGCUGUUCUGGGGUUCCCCCAACACACAUCAGAGCCAAUUUGGGGACUCCCAGAAGGAAAGGAGGGGGAGAAAAAAAACCUGUUGUAUUAGGGGGAAGCCUUGCAUUGUCUUCCACUAUUGCGACUUGCUAGUUGAAUCUGGCCAUAUUUGUUGACAUACUAAAAUGCUACUAGACGAUACUUGAUUCAUGGUGCAGAGAGAGACAGGCAGCAUCAUAGAGAAAAUUCAUAGGAAAAACAGACAUGGGCUGAGGAUAGAGGCACACGUCUUCAUCAAGUACAGCUGGGCAUGAUUCUGAGCACUGAGCAAAUAACAAGCUGAGUCACUGCUUCAGCAGAGCCUCUUUAGCCAGACCUGUUUUCCCACCCGCAUGCACAUUGGGCUCAGUAGGUGGGAGAGAACAUGCCCAGCAGCUAAUUAGUGGAAGGCUUUUGCCGGUUUCAUCUGCAGAUAAGAAGCUUUGCUACUGUGCCAUCUUGCUGCUUUUAGCUUCCUGUCCCCUAUCAAAACUAGAACCCCAUAGGUAACAUGACUGAAUUGACUCUGGUUUGACCACCUUGUGUGUUUCAUUGAUGUAAUGCUGCUCUGUGACAUAGCAUGGUAUUUUACUAUUAUCUCCAAUUGCUUCCAUAUUGAAACUUGUGGCACCCCAAGGCUAGACAAAGGACAUGUUAGAGUUUAUUACACUAGGGCUGUCUAAUAAUUGAUACAGUUAUUACCCCACACUUCUUUAAGGAGUUCAUGGCUGAGUGAAUUUGAACCUGGGCCUUCCCUGUGCACUCCAGCCACUACACUAAACCAGCUCUUAUUAAUUAUACCAUCUAGUUUAUAAUUAAUUACAUAAACAUGCAUAAUGCAGCAGCAACAACAUAAAGUGUUUUUAAAGGAUCUUGUAGAACAGGAAAAGUUUCUCAGGCAUCAGAAUUCAAAAGUACAUGUGCAAAUUAAUUGAAACAAAGCAUGUUUUCUAUCUUACUCGUAAUCCUGUACUCAAAACAAACACGAAAAGUCAGUUGAUCAUUAUGGUGUCGGAAGCCUGCAGCCAAUAGAAGGAAUGAUGCACUCGCCACAAUAUAUUGAGGUUCUAUGAAAGAGAGUUAUUCCAGAGCUGGAAAAGAGGUAUCCUGGCGGUACAGGGAUAUUGCAGCAGGACCUAGCCCCCUGUCACACAUUGAAAGUGGUGAAGAAAUUCAUGACAGAGCAGCAAAUAAAGGUACUUGAUUGGCCAGGGAAUUCCCUGGACAUAAAUUCCAUUGAGAAUUUGUGAGCUGUAUGCAAAAGUCACCUCUCUGCUGUAGACUGUACAGCUAUGGAGAAGCUCAUUCAGGCACUGAUUCAAGUGUGGUACAGGGAUCCGAAAAUCAACAGUGACUGUUCGAAACUAGUAGACGCCAUGCCAAACUGUGUUCAAAUACUGCUUAAAAAUAGCGGAGGUCAUAUCUGUUACUAAUGUACGUGUAUGUGAGUUUUGUACAUGUAUGUGUGAGCUUUGUACAAUAAACUACAUUGUUUGUUUCAAUUAAUUUGCACAAGGGGGGGAGGAAAAAGCUCAAGUGUGCUGUUGCCUUCUGCUAAGAGUGGUUCUAACAGUGAUAUUUCCACUCAAAAACUGUCCAAAACCUUUUCCUUGCAGAAGCAUCUGAAUCUUUUUACUAUGCAUGUGUGCAUUUUCCUGGGGGCCACUAGCACUGAGUAUGAAUGCUACACAUUUGAGUGUGUGGAGACAUGCAGUGGGCUGACUCUGUACUUGGCUAUGCUUGGAGUAGAUGCGCUGAAAUCAGUGGAGCUUUAGUCAGUCAAGUCCCAUUGAUUUUCGUGGGUCUGUUCUAAGAAUAAUUAAGGUCUUGAUCCAACCCAGUAAGAAAUAUUUGGAUUCUAAAUAUCUUUUUAAUAGGUUUCCUGUUAAAUAGGUUGCCUGGUUUUCACAUGAUCCAGGUCUUGCUUUAAUACCUUGAAAUCUCAGUGCUAGUUUUCUAAGGAAAACUAAAACUUGGUAGCAGUAUUACACUGACAGAUUUUUCCUUUAUAAAAUUGCAUGAAUUGUUUUUGAUUAUUUUUUUGAAGUUUGUGGCUGAGAAGAUAAUUGCUGUAAUGUAAACUAAUAACAUCAGAGCUACCAGACUUUCUAUAGACACCCAGACAGAUGCAGUAAUUGCAGGAGACAAUUUAGAUGCCAUCCCCGAGAACUUCAGACAUUGCUUCAUUUUGACAGUGGAUGUGUAGUGCAGAUUGUGCAAUUGCUGAGGUCUCGUGGGUCAGGAAAUGAAUGCAUGUGGCAUCCUGCUUGCCUCCAAAACCUCAUGUUCUCUAUUCCUCACAAUGGGAAGUCCGUCCCCCGCCACUUUAAUAUAAGAAGAGAAAAACCCAAAACUCAAAACUAAACCUUCAUGAAAGGCACAGUUUGAUAGCAAGCCUCAUGAUACCAUAGGAAAGUCUUCUUAAACUACAUUUGUGUUCAUGAAGAUUAUGCAAGUGAAUUCCAUGUCAGUUAUACGUCAUGUGAAGUACGGUAAUUCCUACUCCCCAUCUCAUUCUCAUUGUAUGAGGAAUCUGAUGUAAGGUUUUUCUUACAGAUUGACUGAUGACCACAAGGAAGUUGUUAGUAAACUGAACCAAUUGUGUUUUAGCUGUGGUUGAAAGUGGAGCUGGGAGAUACUUUAGUACAGGGUUGGGGAACCUGUGGCCUUCCAGAUUUUGCUGGUCUGUAACUCAUUGUCCCUGACCAUUGGCCAUGCUAGCUGAGUACCAGAAGUUGCCCACCCCUGAUUUAAUAUCUGCCUAUCCUCUGAUGUGGGUGGCGCUGUGGGUUAAACCACAGAGCCUAGGACAAUCAGAAGGUUGGCGGUUCGAAUCCCCGCGACGGGGUGAGCUCCCGUUGCUCGGUCCCUGCUCCUGCCAACUUAGCAGUUCGAAAGCAUGUCAAAGUGCAAGUAGAUAAAUAGGUACUGUUCCGGUGGGAAGGUAAACGGUGUUUCCGUGCGCUGCUCUGGUUCGCCAGAAGCGGCUUAGUCAUGCUGGCCACAUGACCCGGAAGCUGUACGCCAGCUCCCUCGGCCAAUAAAGCGAGAUGAGUGUCGCAACCCCCGACUGGACCUAAUGGUCAGGGGUCCCUUUAACUUUAUUAUCCUCUGUGUACAUUCACCCCUUCCAGCCGAUAUGGCUGGCCUGCUUCUCUUCCUCCGUGCCUUUGCAGGAUGUGAUAUAGUAUCUUUCAUCUCAGGCAGGCGUUGGAAAGGAAAACUGUGUGGAGGACACAGAUAUUAUUUUAAGACAACAGCUUUCCUUUCCUGGAUGGUACAGCAUUCCAACAAUUCCAUCAACAGAAUGUUUUGUAAUGUCCAUAUGUGUCAUCCUUCUAGUGGCCUAGGAAAUGUCAAUGAACACAGACAAAUCCUAUUUACCAGAACACCCAAACCGCAGGAAACAUUUCUCCAACAUCAGAUACAUUGUUUUGGCGUUCAGAAAGAACUGUUUUCCAGUUGAACAUCUGGAGGAAUUGCUUGCUUGCCCAGGAAUCUUCAGGUCUAGAAUCCAUGUGACUGGGGAUGGAAAACAAAUAAUCUUAUCAGCCUCUCCAGACAAAACUUCUGUAUGUCAUCUCAACUUGUCAAGAAUUAUUUGCCUCUGUGUAUACGAACAGAUGCCUAAAAUAUCAUUGUGUAAAGAGUGCACUUAGCAAUAUGGUUUUAUGUGCCUAUGGAGUACAUUGCUUUUCCAAUAGCAAAAAAAAUGAACAUUGUAUCUGGUCUGUAUAUUCUGUUUCCUCCCUGACACCUCUUAUUUUUUACACGUUCUUGGGCAAUUACUUAAACCAAAUAAGGCAUAAGUGCUGUUUUGGAAGUGUGUGGGGUUUUUUGUUUGUUUUUAAUCCAGGCUCACAGCUUGGGACUUUACUGGAUUCAGGAUUGUUUUUCCAGAGCUCAGUCUAGUGCACUAAAUUCACUGGCUCCUGUAGAGAGUAGAUCAGGAUACUAUUUCAUAUGCCUUAGUUACAUCCAGGUGGUAUUUGCAAUGUGUACUUUUCAAGGAUUGCUAUUAACAGAAAUCUAACUUGCUGGGGUUUUCCUGCUACAUACACAACCAAUUCUCAGAAAAUUUUAAUGUGGAGUUUGAUGACCGAAAUAGCACAAGGAUGUAUCCUGGAAUAGUAUUGCAUUAUCUUGUCUGCUUUCAUACUGUUAGCAGCCCUGUUCAUUUCAGAACUAGGGAGCAAGGUUACCUUAGAAACUCUCCAGGAAGGAAGGUACUGUGUAGUGAGAAGGGGUUUUGACAAGUAUGAGGAUUUAGGUGGCAUCAUAGAAUUGUAGAUUUGGAAGGGACCCUGAGGGUCAUCUCAUCCAACUCCCAGCAAUGCAGGAAUCUCAACAGGUGGCCAUGAAUAUGGGUUUCUUUCCCUUGGUGAUGGUAAUCCUACCCCACUAGAGAGAACUCCUUCCACAGAAAAAGGUGUCUGAUUUCCCUAUGAAAGUGGUUUGAUGAAAGGAGUUCACCCCCCCCCCUUUCCCUUUUGGUGAAGGGCAAUAGCUCAGUGGUAUAGCAUAGCCACUUCCGGCCUGCCCAGGAGGUGGGGUUGCGGGCUUCACGCCCACCCCCACUUGAGCGGGGGCUGGUUUCAGCCCCCGCGAGAGCAGGGGAAUCCCGCCGUGUCUUCCCCCCCAGCCAGCCAAUCGACUGGCUGGGGUGUGUGGCCUGCCCUAUUUAGGGCCGGCGCAGAGGGGGCUCGCCCUCUUUUCGCCGACUAGCCCCCACGUUUUCCCACCCUCCCUCCCUUUGGGUAGGCUCUAGGUAGGUCUCUGACUUUGCUAUGGACUUUGGUCUGUCGCCACAAGAGGCAUGGUAGGAAUUUUUCCCAAUUGGCAAUUUACAGCCAUUUGGUUUUUUGCCUACCUCGUAGCAACUCGUCACAACUCCUCGGCAUUGGCAGUUAGGCAUUGGUAAGAAGGGGUUAAGAGGAUGUGUGUGGGGGGAGGAACGCCAUCACCUCCCCCCAGUGAACGAAGGGUGGUCCGAUAAAGGACUCCGGGGGGCGUGGCCCUGUCCGAAGCCUAUGGAGGUGUGGGCCAAAGGCACGCCCCCGAGCGGUGACCCCGGGGAGCUCCUAGUUGACGUGCCUCAGCAGGAGACUCCCCCUCUAUGGUGUUAACCCUUCCCGUGUCUCCAGCAAAUGGGCUGGAGCCGGAUAGUCGAUAGGACCAAUGCCUAAGCCAAUGCCUCUCAUUCCUGAAUUAAAUAAAGUUGUGCCCUAAUUCGCCCAUUUAACCUUAAAUUUGGUGUCUUGUGUCUUUAUUUAUCCUGGUGGGGGGCGGGAACUCGCCACGCAACUGCUUUGCAUUCAGCAGGUUCCAGGUUCAAUCCCUGUCAUCUCUGGGUAGGACUGGGAGACAACCCAUCCCAAAAUCCUGGUGAGCCACUACCAGUCUAUGUUGGAAAUACUGAUCUAGAUGGGCCAAUAGCCUGACUCUGUAAAAGUUAGCAUCCUGUGCUUCUAUCUUUUCAAUUUUUCCUGGUAGCAGUCUUCCACAUACAGCUACACAUUAAGGGUCUCUCUCUCUAUAUAUAUAUUCUAUCUUCAUAUAUAUAUAUUCUUUCUUUUAAAAGAGUUUAUUAUGCUGACAAAUCAAGAAAAGCUAAAAGCUAUAAUAAAAACCAUCAUAUUAGCUUGUUGUUAACAACAGUAGCAACUAGUGACAGCAAUAACAAAAACCUCAAAAGCUUUCAGUCAAACAAAGUGCUCAGCCAGAGGCCUUCUUAACUAACCAAAGAAGUAGCCAACUCAAUCACACUUAGAGUGAAUAUCAGCUGGUAGAACAAUAGAUAGGCACCACAACAGAAAAACUGGUAGAGCUCCUCUGACCACGAGGGUCAAGGUACUGUCUUUGCUUAAUACUCACUUCACCUUCUGCCAUAUGAUUUCAUUUUAGCUAGGGGAAAAACCUGCGGUGUAAAUAGUAUUUACACUUAAUUUAUGGUUGUGCCCAUCUACUACACAUUAAUGUUAAAUCAUCCUAAGCUAUUAUGCUAUUUUCCCGUGUUGUUCUCCCCCGCUGUCGUCUGCUUUCUUUCCUUAGCAUGUUAGUCUUCCAACAUCUCCAUAAAGACUCCCCAGAUAUAACCAGAGUUCCAUGUUACAGAUGUUAUUCUUUUGUGUUGGAAUAUUUUGGCUAAAUCUUGUCAAUUUAUUAGCUAGACAUCUGUUAAAGUGCAAUUGCAGUCUAGCUGAAAAAGGACCUACAGUGACUGUCUAAUUCAAAGAUAAUGUCUGGUGUUAUAAUAGAAAAUAAGCUACUUUUAAAUUUCAUGAAGUUCUGAGACUAUGACAGUUGUAGGUGCUAACAAAGUACCAUGCAGUUUGGUGUAUUGGUACACUGUUAAAUUUAGAAACACUUCUGGGGCAUUAUGUGACUGCUGCCUUAAAUAAGCUGUUUCGUGAUUUUCAUGUUGGUCUUGCUCUCCAUGUUUGAGAGAGGUUGGGUGCUAGUUCCCACUGGCACUGAGUCCCAUAUUCAAGGAUUUGUGUUCAAAAUCACUGGCUUUGAGUAUAAAAAAAUAACAGGAGCAAACUAUUUCAGGAUUGAAGUUAGUCAUUUAUAUGGGCAGGAUAGCAACUCCUAGGCAACUGGCUUACUAAGCCCAACACUCAAGGUGUACAGUGAUACACAGGGGAGUGUUUUGUGCAUUAGUUAUAGUUAGAUAUCUAUAUAGAGCUUGAAACUUGGGGAGGGGGGCUGGAUCCUCAUUUGCAGCAGUGGGGAACCUCUGGCCCACAGCCUAAUUAUGUUUACCUUUGUUCUGCUUGCUCAUUUUACCCAACCCUGCUCACCUGUUCAUCCAUAUGAUGUCAGGCAUGAGACAGGAAAAGCUUCAAAUUGCACUGAAUUCAAGCCAUAGCUGAAAAAGAAUGUUUGCAGCUUGAAUUUGGCAUGGUUUUGUAUUUGGUUGUCUUAUUGUGUCCCACUAGCUGUUGGUUCUUUUCCAAAGUUACUGACUGACUGUAUAGUUGGAUUAUAGGUGGAAAGAACUUGGAAGUCCUGGGAAGCAAAUGUUGUUGUGGAAAUGUGUCAUCAAAAUGGAAAGACGACUGAAAGGGAAAUUGCAGUCCUAGCAAGAGGGACUGUUACCUGUGUUAAGCAUUGGCUGUAGAAGACAAUUUCCCUUGGCAUAAACAUUUAGGAUUUAAAUAUUGUGCUUGCCAAGCAGCCUGCAGUUGCUUAAAGUGGUUGGAUGAAUGCUUGCUUUUUGGGGAAUUCCCAACCAUACAGGUGCUAAAGCUGUAAGUGUUUAAUUUUAGAUACACAUUUCAGAAAUUAAAUUCCUGUGCUUACACAACUUGUAUAUGAACAGCUUUUGCGUAAGAUGCUUGUACCUUCAUGCACAUUGUGCCUUCAUUCUACUACAGUUAGAGUAAAGGUUGUAGAAAGGUUGGAAGAUUAGCCUUAUUUCACAAACCUUGAAUUCCUGGAUUUACUUUAGAUUUGCAACUUCGUUCAGUGUAACUGCAGCAUAACAAGCAGUAUCAGGGGUGUAUCUUUGAUGUUCUGAUGCAGUACAGAAUCACAGAUGUGCUGCUAAGAGGCAUUAUAGACUAUGGAAAUUACUAUUACUGAUUGUGCCAAAUGAGAAAUGCUUAGCUGCUGGAUCCACCACACAGCACCAAAAAAAAGAAAAUUGGAUCAAACUCUAGAUUUCAUAUACUUUGAAGCUGUGUAUGAUUAAGAAUUAAUUAAUUUUUAGGGAGCUAAAAAGUUCAUUCUGAGAUCAUUUAAGAUAAAGCACUUGAACUACAGAGAGGCUUCCUUCUCUUGGAUCUUAAUCAGCUGAUAACCUAAAAGGUGUUUCUGAAAAUGUGCUGUUAUAGGUUGAAAAGGCUGGUAUGCAUUGAUGAGAGAACAUUUGCUCUGAACCAGUAUUAACUUAAAAUCCCUUGAAAACAGAUGAAUUAUAAGAACAUCAGUUUCUUUCUUCAAAAUAAAAAUAGUUUGUUAUUUGGGCUUUCAUAUUUCCUGUAAAAGUUAAAAAUGAAGUGAUUUCACAACUGCCAUGCUAUAUUCAUGCUAUAUUCAUGUAAAGCCAUGCUAUAUUUAUUUUUGUUAUAUAUUUACAAGUUAAGUACUGGAACUUGGUGUGGAAUUGGGUGUCCAGUUAUUAUUUGUGUGUCCACACAUGUUUGAUCACAGCUCUUGUGUUUAUUUGCAGGUGCAGGUGGGGCAAGCAGACAUCCAAUGUCCCAUAACAGAGUGUAGUGAACACCUGGAUGAAACAACUGUCCUCUACAACUUGCCACAUGAUGACAUCAUCAAAUAUAAGUACUUCCUGGAACUUGGCCGUAUUGGCUCGAGCACCAAGCCAUGCCCUCAAUGCAAGCACUUUACAACCUUCAGGAGGAGAGGCCACAUUCCAACCCCUACCAAAAUGGAGAACAAGUACAAAGUGAGCAUGCUCACCAAAGCUAUGGAUUAGAUGGCACAGCUGUGAGCUGCAAAAGUAGGCCAGGAUAUGGUGGGCAUUAAAUGGGCUUUCUUCUCUUACUGGAACCUAAUGUAAGAUGUGCUUUUAGAAUACAAAUCUAUAGUUUCAUACCCCUUACUAGCUAAUUAAUGUCAGCUUUCCUGAGUAGCUGGCCAGUUAACCUAUUAGUUCCUUUCUUUAUUGUACCGCGUUGUUGUUUAUUUUGAAUUAACCAUGCUGCCUGAAAUAUUUCACGAAGUCUGGCAGUUCCUACAUUCCACCAAGCAUUAGGUGAAUACCACCAUACUUUUCAGUAAGUAUUAAGUUGCAUGUAUCCAUGGUUGAACUUUCUGUAGGUUUUUGCUAUGCCGUUUGAUAACUGCAGUGGAAGCUAACUUAGAAAUUCUUAAGGCCAAGCACUUGUUGAUUGACUCUUUAUUAUGGGCCACCUUCUCUUAUGUGCCCUGGUUCUCAGUAAUUAAAUAGGAGUACUGAAAUAAGCCUGUAUUGAGGGGCCCUGUCUGUGUAAAUACAGUGUUCAAGACUUGUAAAACUGUUUUGUAGACUGACCAAAAGUCUGUUGUAUUGGUUGAGAUCCAAUGUCAUGCCAAUGAACACAAGCGGUCUCACCCUUCAUCUACUUCUUGUUGUAGUUCCCAAGGCCCCCAUUUUUUCCAGAGGGUUCCUCACGCCUUCAGAGAAAAUUUGUGGGGCACAGGAAAGAUAAGCCCCAUUCGUGUAAGUGCAAGUCUACUGCGUAGGUUCCACAAUGGAAUAUUACCUAUUAUUACUGUUUACGUAGCUAGUCUUUAUUCCCAUCCUUCUCCUGUUAAUAUCUAGACAUUGGUGUAGAACAGGGAUUCUCAAACGUGGAAUCUACACACAUAUUAAAAAUGUUAUGAUUGUAAUAUAAUAAAAUAAAAUAUAUAAGAAAUUAAAGAAGCAAUUAAAAACCAUACUGCAUCUACCAAAGUGUAUUACAAUGGCUACAACAGGUAGAAAAAAUAGUCAGUGGUCCACAAAGACCCUCAGCCAUUUUCAAGUGGUCUGUAAGGAGGAAAGUUUGGGAACCACUGGUGUAGAAUCUUGGGCAAGGAUAAUAUUUGCAUAAAUCCUGUUCAGAUUACUGGUAUGUAAGUGAGUUUUACAUGAACAAUGUGAGUAAAUGUUGCAGAAUGCUUGGCUUUGAAAGCAGUUGGUAAGAAAAUCUUUGUGGCACCAGUACCAUAAAGCUAAGAAGAAUACGUGUAAGCUCUUUGCCAAGGUUUUCCAAUUAUAUGGAAUGUUUUUCUUUGCAAGUAAAACCCUAGCAAAUGCUUUUAGCGGGUGGCGCUGUAGUCUAAACCACUGAGUCUCUUGGGCUUACUGAUUUAAAUACCUGUGACAGGGUGAGCUCCCGUUCCCUAGCAGUUUGAAAGCAUGCCAGUGCAAGUAGAUAAAUAGGUACUGCUGUGGCAGGAAGGUAAACGGUGUUUCCGUGUGCUCUGGCACUUGUCACAGUGUUCUGUCAUGCCAGAAGGGGUUUGGUCAUGUUGGCCACAUGACCCGGAAAGCUGUCUGUGGACAAACACCGGCUCCCUCGGCCUGAAAGCGAGAUGUGCGCUACAACCCCAUAGUCACUUAUGACUGAACUUAACUGUCCAGGGGUCCUUUACCUUUCUUUUUGUUGUUGUUGUUGUUGUUGUUAUUGUUGUUGUAUGGUGCUCAUACAAAACACUUUGUGUUCAUUAUUCAUUAAUGGAAGCUAAGUUGUUCUCCUUAUCAUUUGCAGAUAGGGAACUGAGGCUGCAAUAAGUCACCCAACAAAUUCAUGGCUGAGCAGAUUUGAGUGCUGCAUUUCCAUAUUGAUUUGGUGAAUGACAGUGAUUCUAUUCUAACUCCUUUUGAAUUUUCAUUCCUGGUCCCUUUUGCAAAUUACAUUCUGCUGCUUUACUUGUUCCAUUAAGUUAUGUCAAUGUAAGGAGCAGCAUAAUGCGAGAUUGGGGACUGGUGUAAUAAGAUUAAAGUACAUUAUAUAACUGGAUAGCUUAAACGUAAAUGCAUUCCAGUGUUUAUUGCUGCCAUCUUCCAUGGGUUGAAUCCAGAUUUGAUCAUGAUUAGAGCAGAGCCAUUGAUACCAAUGUGACUUAGUACUGUUUAACGUGUGUCCCAUUGAUUUUAACUCUGGUUGAUUUCAAUGGAAAACAUAACUAAGCCUGGAUCCAGCCCUUUCUUUACUUUUGAAUGGUUUAAACCAGAAACAAUGUGUGAGUCCUUCUUUCCAUUUAUUUAUUUGACUUACACUCCACCCUUUCAGGCACAGACUGGAGAUGGCAUACAUAAUCUUAAAAGUUAGAAUCUGCAAUCUGUACACACCUGCACAUAGAAUAAAUACAGUAGUACCUCGGGUUACAUAUGCUUCAGGUUACAUACGCUUCAGGUUACAGACAGGUUAUGAACCCUAGUUAACAGGACCAGUAGUCAAGGAUGAUGGGAUUUGUAGUCCAAAACAUCUGGAGGGCCGAAGGUUGGGGAUGCCUGGUCUGGAGCUUUCAGGUGUGACUGGCAGGAAACAUUGCCGCCCAACCUUGCAGGUUGUGUGUGGGUCUUGGGUUCAUAUCUCCUUGUGGAUAUUAAUGAAGUCAAUUGCUGUGUUAGAACUAUUUAUAGCUUUGAAAAUGAUAGGCCUAUCAUUUACAAAUAUUUGAUUGGGUGAUUGCCAGGGACUGGACUUCUAGUGAGAGACAGUACAGCUGUGGAAUUUUCUCCCCAGGGAGCUCUCUUGCUCUCUUUCCAUUUCUCAUGGGGGUGUUGCAUACAUUUUUUGACUCCUGAAGGCAUUUUAUGACAAUUUUGUGCCAUUUCAAAAGACUGCUUUUAAGGUUGCUGUGUUUUAUAAUUGUUUUAUGUUCUGUCUAUCUUUGUGCUUUAUUACUGUAAUUUAUUAUCUGGAGAUUGCUGUGCAAAUUGAAAAGGGGGAUCUGAGUAAAGUAAUUAAAUAUAAAGUAGCAGGUCUUCCCUCAAACCUGGAGAGUUAAUUAAAUUUAGGAACUUGGAAGUGUGCCAAAGGUUUGUGUGCUUUCUCCUCCCCCUCCCAGCUUACAGUUCCCUUCUCUAUAUCCUGACUUUCUCUAGCCACAGAUUGUCAUGACAUACACAUUUACAAGCUAGAGUUUGCCAAUUUGGACAUUAUGACGAACUGUGUUUUAAGAAAACUAGGAAGUAGAGAACAGAACACUCAAACAAAAGUGGAAGAGAGAGCACAUUGAGCCACAUUAUGUACCUGAGCCUUGAAACCAUCUUUCAGAGGAUUGUUUUAUGAAGUCUGAACUAUGCAACUGUCUUUAGGUAGGAUAUAUGUUAUGGUUUUCUUUUUCCUUAUAUAUAAAUAGAAUUGUAACAUUAAAUAAUGUAUGCAUUAUCUGUACCCUUUGGGAGACAGUGGAGGUGCUGUGUCAGAAUCCAGAUAAUGCUUUUUCAAAUUGCUCUCCGUCCACAAUCAGAAUUUCAUGCUUUUUGUGACUCCCAUGUCCUCUGGUAAGCUGUGAUGAGUUGUGAUGAGAAAGUUAGAAUAAAUGUCUGCUGUAGUAAGAUCACUGUUCAUCUUUAUUUCUAAAAUAAGAUUCAGAAGUUGUAAAUGUCCUGGCUUGCUUUUGAUCCAUUUUUGCCUUGGAGAAUUCCCUGUAUUUACUAUGGUGAGCAUUUUUCUUAGUCAUAACUCAAGUGAAACCCCCUUUGUCCCAUAGUACAUGAGAGCUGCUGGUAGCAACUAGAAGACAAAAAGUCCCCAGACAGCAGGAAUGUAGGACAUGUGCCCAUCAUCCCUGGCCAUUGGUCAUGCUGGAGGGCUACAUGUACCCUUUACCUGCCAUAUAUAAAACCAGCAGAACAACAGUGGGAGUCUAAACAACAAUCGCCUUCCAUAUUUUAUUAUACUGCACAAACUAAAAAUGGACUUGUAUUGCAGGAAUUUCUUGUAUAGGCAUAUUUGGGGGGGGGUGUAUUCCAUUUCUGCCCAGCCCAGAAGUUUGUUUCAUUUUCAUUUCUCAUUUGUAUUCUAUAUUUGUACAUUUCUGCCUUUUUGCAACCUAUAGCACGAAGGCAGGUGACAGAUGAAGUGAAGGCUUGGUGUGCUUGCAUGCUUUUAGAAAUAGAACACCAACGAUGCCUACUGAAGUAUCCAGCAGACAGGCUCUGUUAUGAACUCUGUGGGAUUCUCUUUCGUCAGAGGAAAAGUCAAUAUAGAAGGGCAGGGAGAACUUUCUCAUUGUACUUGGUAGAUGCUGAACAAUGGAAGCUCGGAUUCCUUCUUUUCUUGAAGCCUGCCACUGAAUUACUGUAGGAAGUAUAUCCUGUAGAUGAGAAAUGAAAAAUUUAUCUGCUUCUCAUUAGCUACAGAGGCUCAAAUAAAUAAUAUUAGUGGGAAGGAGAUGUAUGGAAUCAGAUAUAUUCAGUACUUUUAUAAUAUUUAUUAGAGGUUGGCAAAUCAUUUUUAGUCAUCCAAAUAAUCUUAUUUAUUUAUUUAUUCAUUCAUUCAUUCAUUCAUUCAUUCUGUUUGGGAAGUGUAUAAACUAUUUGCUAUAAAAAAAAAAGUUCUCCUAGUGGUAUACAGUUAUAAUUAAAAGUAGACUAAAAUGCACAAAUUUGUUAAAAACAAAUAUGCAUAAAUAUAAUUUGAAAACAUACACAAACAUCAGUAAAACAUUUGCAACAAACGUAACUAAAUCAUGUGUCUUGAUAAGUCCACUCAAACAGAAACAGUGUCUAAAACAGUGUUGUAAAGGUGCCUCACCUGAUGUCAAUAGGCAAGGCGUUCCAGAGCCCAGGGGCUGCCACACUAAAGGAGCAAUUCCUUGCAAAUGUUCAGCAAACAUUGUGUAGCACCUAUAAGAAUGCAAGCUCCACAGAAUGUGGUGGUUGAAUAGGCACAUACAGGGUGAGGUAGUUCCAUAAGCAAACUGAUCCUAAGUCAUUAAGGAUUUUAUAUACCAAUAGUAUAUAAUAGGGACGCGCGUGGCGCUGUGGGUAAAACCUCAGUGCCUAGGACUUGCUGAUCGUAAGGUCGGCAGUUUGAAUCCCCGCAGUGGGGUGAGCUCCCGUCGUUUGGUCCCAGCUCCUGCCCACCUAGCAGUUCGAAACCACCCCUAAGUGCAAGUAGAUAAAUAGGUACCGCUUUAUAGCGGGAAGGUAAACGGCGUUUCCGUGUGCGGCACUGGUGCUGGCUCGCCAGUUGCAGCUUUGUCACGCUGGCCACGUGACCCGGAAGUGUCUUCGGACGGCGUCGGCUCCCGGCCUCUUGAGCGAGAUGAGCGCGCAACCCUAGAGUCGGUCACGACUGGCCCAGAUGGGCAGAGGUACCUUUACCUUCACCAUUAUACCAAUAGUAACAGCUUGUGCUUGGCCCUGUAAUGAAUCAGAAGCCAGUGCACAUUUUUGAGCACAGAGGUAAUUUGCCGACAGACUUCUGCUCCUAUUAGCAAUCACGUUGUAGCAUUCUGCACUACCUGGAGUAGAAUUCUGCACUACCCAAGUGCAAGGGAAGCCCCAGAUAAGAGUGUGUUGAAGUGAUUCAGUCUUCAGGUUACAAAUGCUUGGGAGUUCUGGGCUCAUGCUAUUCCAAUCCAGGAACAGUCACAGCUGUUGUAGCAGCCAGAGCCGGUGAAAGGUGAUCCUAGCUACCAAAAGCCACUUGGACCUUCAGUGACAAAGCUGGAUCCAGGAGCACCGCAGUAGUCAUAGCGGCUCUUUCAGAGGGAGCACAACCACGUCUACAGUAGCAAUCAUUCAGUUUCCCAGACAUGAGAACCACUCACCCACAGAGCCUUUGUUUUGACAAGAUUCAAGCUCAGUUCAUUUCCCCUCAUUUAGCCCAAUACUGCAUCCAGGCUCUAGUCCAGGAGGAGUACAGCUUCUCCCAAUUCAGAUAUUAUGGAGAAAUAGAGCUAAAUCUCAAUAGUGUCCCUUUCCCCAUUUUACAGCUUUUAAUGUGCAAUACAGUACCAUAUAGCACAGCAUGGGAAGGCCUCAUUCAGGUGGGAAAAAAUGUUCCUCCUGUCCUUCCGCUGCUCCUAAAACUCUUCUCUCCAUCCAUGAAGCCUCAACAGAACUACAAGGCUCCUGUUUCAGGAUGGAGCCUUGAAAAGGAUAUUUUUCCUCUCACGAGGUGGGGAGAAUCUGCAAUGUCUUGUUAUUGCCCUUAAUCUUAAAUUCAGAGCUUCAUGAUAAUGCCCAGUGUAAGGAAUGUUGAAAAUGCUGGCCUUCCCAAUAAGCAGCUGGGGAUUUUAGUUUAUUGUUGUUGUUUUUAAUGUGGCGCUGUUAGUUAAACACAGCUUCCAUCUUAAGUUUGUAUUAGGCCAGCUUUCCUGAGCUAAGUGCUUUAUAGUUGCCUUACUGUUGUUUAGAGACAUUUCAAAGAAAGUAAAAGGGAUAUAGCAGGAUUAUUGGGGGGAGGGCCUAAAUCAUCCAUAUUGGAAAAUUAGCAUGCAGUGCCCACACCCUAGUUUCCAAACCUUUUCUGCAGACUGGCCUGCCAAUAAGUUCAGUAACCAGCAAACUGUUUGAUAACAGUUGACGCCUCUUAUGCUGCAUUUCUCUGUGAAUGCACUGCUGGCAUUAGUGUGGCAUUCUUUGCCAGCCCCCAUUACUUAGUCAACUGACAUAGGUUAUUUUGGGAAAAUGCUUGUGCAAUCUGAACUGUGGCUUCCUAAUCACAUUUAUCGGGCAAUCUUCAAAACUGUUUUGUUGUUUUGUGCUCUUAUUUCUACAGAUACAGUGCCCAACCUGCCAAUUGGUGUGGUGUUUUAAGUGCCACUCUCCCUGGCAUGAAGGUGUCAACUGCAAAGAGUAUAAAAAGGGAGACAAGCUGUUACGUCACUGGGCCAAUGAAAUUGAACAUGGGCAAAGAAAUGCUCAGAAGUGUCCAAAGUGCAAGGUAAGAGAGCGCAUACUAAGUUACGUUUCUGUUUGGUGCACGAAUAUUCUGUGAAGCUUUCCAAACUGAGAUGCCUUAGUGAAAUUCAUGCACGUCAAGUUAAGUGUCAUCAGUUCUGUUAGAUUCAGAAUAACUUGAUCCCUGUCAUCUGCUGACAUUGCUGCUCUUUUACAAAAGUGCUUAUCUGUCACCCUAUUUAUGUUUGUGGUAGCUGAACUGCUGAGUUUCAGAGCGCUUAACAUUGCUGGUCUGCAGAAAAAUAAAGAACUCAAGCCUUUCAAUACAAGUUAAUGAAUGUGUUUGAUAUUUAUGGAAUGGCACUUUCACAAGAAGCAAGAUUCCGGAGAAUCCUGUUGCACCAUUCUGCACAAGGAACUAAUAGUGCAGAACUGGGGAAAAGGAACAAGUGAACAUGAUGCUGAUGCAGUUUAACCUGGCAGUGACUGAUCUGGAAAGGGAACCUGGGGAUGUGGUGGAUAGCUCAAUGAAAAUGUCAACCUGGUAUGAAGCUGUUAUUGGGAUUAUUAGGAAAGGAAUUAAAAAUAAAACUGCCAAUAUGUAUGUAUGUACAACAUAUGUAUUACAGUUCUGGUCACUGCACCAAAAGAAAAGAAAAGAAAAGAAAGAAUAUUUUUAAGCUGCAAAAGGUGCAGUAAAAGACAAGCAAAGUGAUCAAGGAACAGCUCUUCUUUUGAGAAAAGAUUACAUUGAGUGAGGCUUUUUAAGGGGUAGGCAUGUAAGUAAGGGGAGACAUGAUAGAGGUAUGUCACAUUACGCAGUGUGGAGAAAGGGUGAAAUCUCUCUCUUCUAUAUAACACUGGAGUGUUGUGAGUAGACUCUUAAAUCCCAUCUCUAACAUAAAACCUGGUCUAAUAUAUAAUGCCAAUAUGAAAUCAAAUUUUGUAUCUUUUUUCAUAGUAGCCUGUUCGAUAUAGCGCAGGUGUGAGAUUGACCUACAAUUGAGACAACACUUUAAAAAGUAACAUAAUAACAUUUAUUAUAGGAAUUAAUAUGUGUACAAAUGAGAUUAAUUUAAACAUCACAAUAUAAUGUGAGGUUACAAGUAUGAAUGUUAUUUCUGCCAUAAAGUUGAUAUUGUUACUAAGGAAUGCAGGAUUCACUUUUGUCAAAAUAAAUCCCUGCUUAAAUCCAGGGUCUAGUUAUCUCUGUCAUUUAAAAGUGUUGUUUUUUGGAUUGAAGUCUUCACACAGAUCCAGCCCUCACUUUUCUACUUAUUGACUUGAUGGAUUUUCAGCUGCAAUAAGGAUUUAUUUAUGGGCCAGGAACACCACUGGGGCUUUAGGUUGCCAGUUGCUUGCUUGCUUGCUGAAGUCUUUCACAUUCCUUAAGCACAAAACUUCUCAAACUGUCUAUCACCAGCUGCUGUCUUCUGUUACUUCCCCUUCAAGAGUUUCUUCAGGCUAUGAAUCUUCCUCUCAGGCUUAGCCUUUUCCCCCUCGACAUUUAUUCUUCCCUGCCUGCUCUCCCUGCAUUCUUUAGUUUGCGCUUCCUUUCUCAGGCUCUUUUCUGCCUGAUUUGAGCUCCAACGGACCCUCUUGAUAGAUCUUUUCCUGGUGUUUUGGUCUUCUUCUGGUCACAGAUACUCCCUUCUAUUGAGUAUGUUUUUAGAAUGACCCUCAAAUUACCAUUCUAAUGCUCCUGAUGAGUAUAAAUACCAAUUACUUCUAGUUCUGCUAACUGCCAAAUAUGCAUCUACCCUUAGCAAAUGUAACCAAGGCUAUUGUUAGGUGCCAGGCCUCCAUUUGCAGAGGUUUAAGCCAGGCCUGAUCAGAUACAGCUUUACCUCAUGUUUCAUUUCAGGCUGAAGUAUUUAAUCAUAGUACAACUCUUAAUUCUAAACAUCUAUCAUUUUACCUUAAGCAAUAAUAAAUAGUUAAUAGUGUUUUGUUUUUUCAAAACGGCUCAUCCAAUGAAGGUGAAUGAUAGGAUACACAAAAGGAAGUAUCAUAUUUUUUUGCUCUAUAAGACUCACUUUUUCCCUCCUAAAAAGUAAGGGGAAAUGUGUGUGCAUCUUAUGGAGCAAAUGCAGGCUGCGCAGCUAUCCCAGAAGCCAGAACAGCAAGAGGGAUUGCUGCUUUCACUGCACAGCGAUCCCUCUUCCUGUUCUGGCUUCUGAGAUUCAGAAUUUUUUUUUUCUUGUUUUCCUCCUCCAAAAACUAGGUGCGUCUUAUGGUCUGGUGCGUCUUAUAGAGCAACAGCUACAGAAUUAACUACCACAAGAUGUAGUGAUGUCCAACCAUUCAGGCCACUUUAAAAGAGGGCAAGACAAUAAAAAGGCUAUCAGUGGCUACUACUCAUGAUGGUUAUAUUGCCUCAGGUAUUGGAGGCAAUAUGUCUCUGUGUUCCAGUUGCUGGGGAGCACAGCCUGAAGUACACUUAGACCUGUGUCCUGUUGGUGGUUUUUCCAUAGGCAUCUAGCUGGCCAGUGUGGGAACCAAAUAUUGAACUAGCUAGGCCUUUAGUCUGAUCCAGCAGGGCUGCCCUUGUGUUACUAUGGGCUUCAGCCGAUGCUGAAUGGUUGUGACCGCAACCUUCAUCCCAAGCUUGGGGUUGGGGAAGGGUCAGGGAUCACUGCCAGUUUGAUUCCCACAUAUCUCUUCAGUUUUAAAGUUUGGAGAAAAGCUUAAUAUGCCUGCCAGAGGGGAAUGCUACACUUUUGACGGCAUGCAUGGUGUGUAAGAUUGAUAAAGCCUUUCUCUUAGUCAUUACUCUAAACCAGAUCUCAUUUACCUUUGACACAUUUCAGAUAAGAAUUUAUUUGACAGAUUGACAUUCAGGAUGUAACUGGUUUGGGGUUGGUUUUUGUUUGUUUCUCUUGGUGCUCGUGUUUUUAAGUAAUACAGAUUUCUUUUACCUCCUUGCCCUUACUUGGCUGAACUUUUCUAUAUAUAGGAGAAAGCAAAAAGACCAAAUUGGCUUGCCCCUUGAAGGUAUGGGGCAGGAUGAUAUCUAGAAGUUGUCUUGUGUAAGCCCUGUUGAAAUGAAUGGAAACUGCACAAGGGUGCUUGGAUGGAUUAUGCCUGUAGUAGAUAGAAAGGCUUUUUUGGUCCCUUGCAGUUCUGAUUCUGUGGUAGAUGAAGCUAUAUGAACAAUGUGGAAUACGCAUAGAAAGGAAUGACAGCUGCUGUGGACAAAUGCCAGCUUUUGUUUUAUGUUAAUGCUACAGCAUUAACUCUUCCUUUGUACUACGUGAUUCCUAUUAGACAGGUUGCAUAGCUCAGCAGUGGCAUUAUGGCAAAUGAUGUGACAUAACAGCUGAAACAGUAUUAUUGUAUUUCUCUAAAAGGAUAGCCUGCAAAGAUCUUGAAGUAUCUUUUUCGUAUCGGUGUUCACAAAUCUCUUUCAUGUGCUGAUGCCUGCGUGUUGUUUUUACAACUUUAUUUUUUCCUGCCACUUAGUAAAUAGUAAACUUGUGACAACUUACACAGAAAAGAAUAAUGGUUUACAGUGAGACAUUUUCCAGUUCAUUUCUCAUGUUUAAAAUCUUGUGGCAAAUAUCUGAUUAAGAGAGCUUGAUAGCAAGCCUGAGAAAAAUCUGCACUGAGGACUUUCAGAGUGCUAGUCAAUAAUGGUCAAUGGAAUUUUUGUUUGAUCACAGCUUUAUCUACUUUGCUGUCAAAUUCUCUUUGGAUGAGAUCUAACAUCAUGCCAGCAGAUGUAGUAGGAAUUCUCCCUUCAUCUCCUCUGCUCUGCAGCUCCCUGUUUGCCCCAGUCUUCUCCAGAGGACCCUCCAACCCUAAAGAGCAGGUGCAGAGGCUGCAUGGGAAAGAAAGCAGGAUCAUGCCCUAUUUCCGCAAGAGGAAUUGUGUUGCAUCUCAUUAACUAUGUUUCAAAACUAUUCUACUGAAACAAUUGUAUUAUUUUCAUGCUGAUAGAUCUACCACUCCACAUUUUUGUUUCUGGAUACUUUACAUAAAAAAAUAAAAUGAGUUAAUACUCAUACCACUCCCUCCAUAGCUUUGCAAAUGUGCUAGUAGUUUUAUUGCUGCACUUCUAGUUUGUUUUGAGGAAUUUGUGCAAAUCCCUGAAGCUAAGAGGUUUAUUAAAUUAAUGUUGUUAAAGUUAGGGUAGAUAAUUUUGAAAAGGAGGUGGCUAUGUGAAUAGUAUUUGGAGCAGCUAAUUGAGAGAAUAGAUUUACAUGUCUGUUUAAUCAAAUAAUAGCACUAAAAUGGAGAGCACCUGAUUGCUCUGCACUCUGAAGAAGCAAGCAAAGGAGUCAACAGCUGUUGAUAGUCACUUUGAAUGGAGUCCAGAAUCCCUCUGGAGGAAUGAGGAAUAUUUUAUAUAAUAACACUGUAAAUUGCAUUAAAUAAUUGAGCUUUAUGUGCAGUACAUGAAUUUAUAUCAGACUUGUACACUAAGGGUUAUAAAAUGCUAGGGUAGUGAGGAAUGGUGAAUAUUUCUACCAAUUGGUUCUGCUUGUUUUCACAAAACUGCAUUCUCACUCUACAAAAAGGAAGUAGGGUAUGUUUUGGAACACUUUGUUCUGAUAUGAAACUGACGUUUUGGAUUUGCAGCAUUGCUUUCAUGUACAUUCCUUGUGUUUACUGUGAGUAUGCAAAUCUUCAAGGCUAUUGUGAUUCCCAAAGAUGAGAGAUUAUAAAUCUCUGUUUGGGAACAGCUGUCCUAAAUUACUAUACCACUUCUAUUUACUUAGCUAACUACUUGCCUAGUGCUUGUAUAAUACCAAGGGAACAUAUUUUUUUAUUUGCAAGGCAACCUUGGUGCAGUUUUCCCCUCUCACAGGGCCUGGCUUCAUACUUCUGAAUUCUAGGAUAUAAAAUGGGAGGCAAAGGAAGUUCAGGAUGAUUUAUGGUAGACGAUUAUCUAGUUUGUGAAUACAAACUGUAAAUCUUGUCCUCAUUAUAUUAGCCUUGGCUGAUUUGCUUUUUACUGUUCAUUCCGCUCAUACAGUUCUGUGAAUCUCAAGUGCAAUUUUACCUUUUUAUUACCAAGAUGCUCUUCUACCAUAACACACACCAUGCAAAGCAGUGCAGGGGGCAAAACGAAUUCCGUGUCUGUUUUUAUGUGGUUUCUUCAUUUGAGAUCUGACAAAUAAGCAUCUUUACUACACCCUUCUGUUCAGUGGAUUGCUCAACUCUCCUUCAGAUUUUAAUACCAGAUUCUGACAAAGCACUUUUGAGAUCUUAAGAUUUUGUGGCUAUCCCGAGGGAACGAAGGAUCUGUUAACUUGAGCAGAAAGAGAUGGUUGUUAUGUUCCUGGAUCAGGCUGUUAAUUGUAUCAUCUAAACAGACUAUGGUUACUUGCUUCUUUGGAGUCAUGAUUUCUGGUUGCCAAUGAACUUUAUUAGGCCAGUGUGAAAAGCUGAGAUAAGUGGCAGCUACCUCCCCUUACUCAAAUUCCCAGCAAGUUCCUUAUUGUCCAAAUAUGUUCUUUCCAUGUGCACCUUUUAUCUCUUAGUAGCAAUUGGAGGUGGGCUGCAGAUAAUAUGCCUAAGCGUUGGAUUUGGCCUAGGAACUGACAGUUGCUCUCUUUAUGCUCCUAUCUUUUAAAUUUUUGGCAUAUUUUAAACUAUCUUUCCCCCACUUCUAUGUCAUGUCCAGCUCUUUCACAUCAAGGAGGGGGGGAAACAGUCCCCAAGUUUUCAUCUUAUUAGGCAAAUCGAAGCUUAUACAGGACACUCCCAAUUUACAUGGGGGUUACAUUUUAAGGCACCACACAUUUCAGUGAUAUAGCAUAUAUUUGAAACACAACUGAAAAAGCCUGCAAACACCCCAUUCCACCCCUGCCCCAUUCUGCCCCAUUUUGUGAUGUUUUUGGGUCACUUCUGAGUUUGGCGCUAUGUGCACUGUCACGAUCAUGCACAUAUCGGAUGUGACUAACGAUCGCUGCCUGUAGAAAUACUUGAGUGAUCUUCUGAUCUUCUGCCCUAAACCUCAGGCAGUUCUUCUGGGGCUUUUCUCUUAGAGUAACAAUUUUCUAAAUGGGCUAGAAAGUGCCUUUCAAACACAGGCCAGACCCAAACUUGCUUUUAAAUAAAUCAAGAUUAUAUUUGCAGCUUUAGUUUUCAUGUAUUCAGUCUUAUGCAUGGUGUGAUAUCUUUGGUGAAACUAUUGUGGAGGUGAGCCAGAUAUCAUAGUGACUCUUGGGGCUAAGAAAACAUCCAGAUGACAAAGAAUUGGUGGAAAGGAAAACUCAUUCUUAUAGUACCCUCUGCUUGCCAUUGUGACAGCACUACUCGUGCCCUAAUAAAUGGACUAUUUAUUAAUGCAUUAGCAACAGAACAAAUGCUUGCAGGUAGAGAGAAGGCAUGUCAUAUAUAAAUAGUAUUGGAUCACAGGGCAUAAGACAAGAAGUAUGCAGUAAGAGGGUUUUUUUAAAAAAAAAUUACAAUAAUGUGUUGCAAUAUUCUCAAACUUAUUCAGAGAAUUGUUUUUAAGUACUGGAUAACACUACAAUAAAAAUGCAGUAAUAUGAGCUGAAGAUGCAAUGAAAAAGAUUUUAAGAGAAAUUCUAUGGGCUUCUGUUGAUGCUGUUGAAUGAUGGAAUAGAAUUUUAAAGGCAGUAUAUAAUGUAUAAUGGAAAUGCAUUGAUGAAUGCAAAUGUACAUGGAUCUUAAAGUAGGUUCAUGAACAUGAAGGGAAUUAAAGCUGUAGAAUGCUACUCAUUUUCUGCUGCAAUCCUACACUUAUCAGAGAGUAGAUCCUACUGAACUUGAAGGGACUUAAUUUUUAACAGCAAUGCAAAAGACUGCAGUAUACAAACAAUGAAUUUGUAAAAUGUACCCUUAAUUCCUGCAGCCUCAAGCCAAUCUCAUCAAUUUCUUACUCAUAAUAUCUAACCCCCAGCAAAAUUCACACACAUUCCUCUCCUGUUGUCUCUGUCUGUCCUCGCAUCUCCUUUGUCUCCCAUUCUGUUCAAAUUUAGGGCAGAGAUCGUCUUUUUGUUGUUAUGUUGUAAAAUAAAUCAGUGGUGUUAUACAAAUAUAAACACGCAAGAUUACCUCUACUGAGCCAAUGGUCCAUCUUCAGCAGUCUUGUCUACUCUUACUGGCAGUGACUCUCCAAGGAAGUAGGCACAUGCUGUCAGAUCUGCUACCAGAUCUUCUUAACUGGAGCUGCUUUGGACUGAACCAGGCUCUCCAGUGAGCUCCAUCCCUCUCUUGAAAAAUGGUGCAGCAACCCCGUUCACUUGGGUAGGGUUUGUCUGGGAAAUAAUAGAACUGCUGAAGAAUCCCAACAACUCUUAAAUAAUGGAAGCAAACAUUAACAGUACCAAAAAUAGUCUCAGGUUAUUUAGUUUCUUUUAAAUUGUUGUAUUUGUUUGUGUAUUAAAAGCAGAUUACUCGAGCUUCUUAAAUGCCACUGUCACCGUUUCUGAAAAUCAGGCUGUUUUGCAAUUUGAAGAGGUUCUACUAAGUCCGUUAACGAUAAGACAAUAAACUUUUUUUCAGAGUUCCACCUUGUAUGAUUCUUUGUAAGACAAUUGAAUUGACUAAGAACCAACUUGUUUAAUUAUUUUUUUUAUAACCUUUUCUCUCUUUCUUUUUCUGUUUUGCCUGUAAAGAUCCAUAUCCAGAGAACAGAAGGGUGUGACCAUAUGACUUGCUCACAGUGUAACACUAAUUUCUGUUACCGCUGCGGGGAGAGAUACCGCCAACUCCGUUUCUUUGGAGACCAUACAUCAAACCUCAGUAUAUUUGGAUGCAAAUACCGCUACCUCCCCGAGCGACCACAUUUAAGGAGAUUAGUGAGAGGCUCUGUCUGUGGUGAGUGGAUGAUGACACUUUGCAAAGAAAUGCUUGAUGAACACAUAUGGCUAAACCAGCAAGAAAUCCUUUUUAAAAAAUAAACGUGUAACAAAUGAAGUCUAGUGAGUGGUGUAGAUUCUUGGGAUGAAAUUGAGUUGUUAGAGAAAACAAAAUAGAAAAAUAGAAAACAGUAUUGUGUAUUGUGGCAGACAGCAUGUGGAAUCUGUAACAGUGAAAAUUACAUACCAAAAUGUAUUUGUUGUUCACAAACUUCAUAAUUUUCUGUACCUAGAGCACACAGUCAAUUGUGUAACGAUGAUUUGUACUUUGUAUCUAGAAUUUGCUUCAAAGCCUCUUAGCUUAUAAUGGGAGCAAACGGGAGCAAACCAGGUGUCCGUUAUUAUUGAAGUAGACUAUUACAUUGAGUUGUCCUGCUUAUGUGUAGCAGGAGGUUUAACAAACUGAAGGACAUCAUCCUCUUUCUAUGCUCCUCCCGAUGGAAACAUGCAGAUGGGGACAGAUAUACCCCUGUUUUAAGUCGUUUACAGACUGUCUUCUCUUGUAUAUUACUUACUACAAAGCUCAAUGACUAAGCUCUUUAGUGACGAAACGUCUGAUUACCGGAAUGACGUCCAAGCACUGAACCACUGGUAUAGCACAAGUGGACUAUUUAUUACUGCAUUUGCAGCUGUUCAGAUAAAAUCUAUUUUGGAAAGAAGAAAUGAGCACUGAACCACUAAUAUAUUACAAGUGAACUCUUUAUGUACUGUGUUUGCAGUUGUUUAAGAUAAAACCUAUUUGGGGGGACGGACUACUUUUGCCAUUUUUAUGGCCAUUUAUAGUUUGUUUACAGAUGGUUACUAUGGUGAUAUUAUCUUGUGUGGAUUGCAGUAGCCAUUGUAUCACCACCCUGUUUAUUGUUUUAUGUGUAGCAUUAGCAGCCCAGUGACUGGUGCUGCAGUGGGUGCCCUGCUGGCAUGCUAACUCUACAUGCAAAUGGACUGAUUCGAUAGAGUGUGUUCAUACAUGAUAGGCAGUGUGCAUUGAAUGAUUUCAAGGAAAUGUGCUUUGCUAAUAACUGCAAUCAAGUCUGUUUUGGAUCUGGUUUUUCUGUGCAAGUAUAUUACAUCAAAAAAGAAACAUCAGAACUGAGCGUGCUCAGUUAAGAUCACUGUAAGCACUACAUAGUUUCCUUAUUAAGUGGGAAAAUCUCUAUAUUGUUUCUCAGAUUUGAAUUGUGCCUAAUCUAAAUGGAAUCACAAGUUAGCUAGCUUGCCACCCUUUGAGCUUUGUGACUUCUUGUAUCUCUCGACUGCAUUUCUUAUCUGGAUAAGGCUGUGACACUGUUUUUUAGUUAAACUCUCAAUAUUUAGAAAGUGAUUUUUAAAAUUAGCAAAACCUCCCACCGAUUUGCAGAAUUAUGUGGUUAGGAUUACUUUGUGAUGUGUGAAAAGUUUCCUGCAUAUGCUCAGGGACUUGUGCUUGGUUCCUAAAAGUUGCUAACCUGACUGGCUGCCAUCUGUCCUGCUAACCCCGAUCCUUAACUCUGUUCUGUUGGCUCUCUCUCUGCACAAGUUCUAAAAAUACCCUUCUUUACAUAGUUCUAGUACUGAGAAGAGACUGCAUCCUGGCACAAAUUAAGUCCUCGACCAAAAACACAGUUAUGGAAAAAUAUGUGGAAAAGUAUAGAAUGUUUAAUUAUAUUAAAAAUAUUAUCAGAUAAACAAUUUUUUCAAAAAUAAAUCUUUAACAUGCCAAAUUAUUGCAAUAUAUUACAACAUAUCCUAAAUGCAUUUUGACACAGAUAUCUUUAAUAGUGGCAUAAUACAAAAGGGGGGGGGACUAAGCAUAACUGUCCAAUAGAGCUUGGCUCUUGCAUAUGAGACUUCAAAGGAGGAGGACAGAGAUUAUUAACUUCGAAUUAAGUUUAAUAGCAAUUAACCUGGACAAACAAUUAUUCAUCAAAAUAGUCAUCACUGUUUCCAGGCCAAGAAAUAUAACCUCCUUUCUACAGAAUCAAAGCUUAGGGUAAGCAUGAAUAAGCUCUGUGUCAGAAUGUGUUUGGCUUAUGUUGCAAUAUAUUGCAGUUAUUUGACUUACUAGGGAUUUAUUGUUGAAGUAUUUAUGUGAUAGUUAAUUUACUGUAAUAAAAAUUCUGUACCUUUUUAAAAACACAUUUAACACAUUUUCCUGGACAAUGUUUUUGGGUGACUAAGUUUUGUGUUAAGGAUUAUUUUUAUCUUCAUUUGUCUGCAAUUUAAGCCAUGUCAAAGUCACUCUGUUACUUGAUACUAAAUACUGAUUUCGAUCUCUGCAAGAUAAGAGGAUAUGGGUACCUGGAAAUGUCAGUUCUGUAAAACCUUACUUUCAACACUUACUGUAAAUAGGGGUUAGUUUGUCGUAAGUGAUGGGGGAGGAAAACCUAUUGGGAGGAAGGGAAGAGGAAGGCACUGCUCCUUUGAUAUUAUUAACAAAAUAUUUUUCUCUUGUCAGUCCUACAGAGUGCCAGAAAAAAAAUUGUACAUGGUUGCUAAAAUUCUGAGAUUAUAAGCUUUUUUUAAAAAACAGCCUUAAAUUCUGGAUUGGGUUUUUUGCGUUACCCUUUCACAGUAAUCUCAGCUGUUUGAAGCCAUAUUGCAAAACAACAUUUUCCCCUUCUGGGUGCUAGAAAACAAUUUAAUAGGUGCCGUCAUGGGUGUCCACUGUGGGGGAAGGUCUCCCUCCUCGUGCACUACAAUCCACAUAUUCCAAGGUUUCAUUUUUAAAAAACAGUAAGUUUCUAGAAUUUGUAGAUCCUGAGAUAUGAAGCAAAUUGUGCAGGUGCUCUUCUUCGGUGUAGAUGGGGGUGACAAACUAUCCAUUCAUUGUUUUACUUCCUUCUCCCUCCACCCAUCCUUGCUCUGGAUAACUCAGGUGUGGAGAAAUGCUGUGUAUAUUUCUGUCUGUAUUUUUGCUUUGAAAACUUAUGUAAGCUCUGCUGGUGUCAGAGUAUAACUGUCAACAUUCAAAGGCCUUGUGCUGCAGGCUUGUACAGAUGGCGACCAUAUUGUGUGGGGUUUACGUUCCUGGCCCCCACGUGUGUUCCUGCUCUACCCUGUUCCACCCCCAUUCUGCCCUCUUCCAGAUCCCAAAGGACCCAUAAGCAGUUGCACGUCCAUUGGAUGUGCACAAAAUAGUCCCCGCCUGUUGCUGCUUGGUGAGAGAUGCAGAAAAGGGAGGGAGAAACUAUUGAGUUUAAUAUUUAUAAACAGGGUGUGAAUCAGGUAAAUUCAUUGUGAUUGGUCACAGAAAGAAAAAGACUGAUUGACUUGAGUUCUAAGUCAGUGAAGAAUGGGCAGCUAAAAAUAGUUGGAUGAGGAAGGUAUGAGGCAAAGACCAGAGAAAGCUGAAGACAAAUGAACAGUUGAGGCCUGAAUAUUAAUGUUAACUUUGCUGGUGCAGGUUCGUGGCUGCAUUAGGCUAAGAGGCUGCCCUGUGUAAAGGGCUUAUCAGAGGAAGGUGUAUGCCAUGAAGUGUGUACAUGUGCACAGGAAAGUGAGUUAGUGUUGUAUUGUGAAAAUGUUAUAAUGACUUUUCUUUUUAAAAAAACAUAUGUGUUGUGUUGUGGCCACCAUGUAUGUUUUUCCUGGUACCGGGGAAUGCUCCCUGUCAUUAUGAGACAGCAAGAGCAUCAUUGUAUGUAGUCGGCAAGCUUUUUUUAGGGCGCAGUGUGUAGAGGUUGGGUUAUCUUUGCAAAUAACAAUACUAGUAGCUGCAGCAAUGGUAAUUACAUUGGCUUUUCAAUAAGCUGACGCAGCAGCUCUUGGAAAUGUUAACUCAAUAAAACAUAUAAUGAGUGUACUGACUGCUGCGUUACACAAUUACUGAUAGGUUAACAAAAUUACUGAUGGAGGCUACCAUUCAUGGACACAACACUACUCCUUUUUGAAAAUUGUAGGAAUAGAGGAGUUUAUUGGAAGGUUAUCAAACAAAAAAAAUUUUUUACUCUGUGGUCCCUCUUCUGUAAACUAUGAUCCCCUGUCACCAGUGAACACAACACAGGAAAACAAUGUUUUCAAAAGGCAUUAGACAAAUAGUGGGGCAAAACUCUUAAUUUAGCCAGCAUCUACCCAGCUGCUUGGGGAGGUAAGGGGCUGUUCCAAAUUUGGACAUUUUGGCAGGGAUUGCAAAUCCCAUAGAUUCCCUGGAAACAGGCAAAAUACAGCUCUUUAAAAUGUAUUAAGUUGUUAAAGCAGCAUCUGAAUCCAAUUAAGUGAAUUAAGUAAUCACUCACAUGGUGCAUUACUAAUUGUGCACUUCAUAACAAGCCAUGGAAUACAUUUCCCCAUAUUUACAGGGAUUUUUUCUCCCUUGGCAUAUACGGUAACUAAUUUAACUGUUGCUUUCACUGCUAAGAGAUUUAGCAUGGCUAGAGUUACAAUGUAUUAUUAUUUAUUAGAUUUACAAAGGUGCCCAUCGAUAAAAGAUUUCCUGGGUAGCUUACAAAAAAAAUUGAAAACACAAUACACAAUAAUAAUUAAAAAUAGACAAUUGCAUAGAAGCAGCAAUCCAGAUUUUUUUAAAACAACAACAACAAUGCCCAGCUAUAAAGAUUGGAUGGAUAUAAAGGUUUUAAUGGGGCACCAAAAAGAUCAUAAAGAAAGCACCAGGUGAGUCUUUCUGGAGAGACUGAUUCAUAGGUGUCUGUAUAUCACUAUAUAUUUAGUGAGCAAAGAGAUGCCUUCAAUAUCUAUGCUGAGGCUGCCUCAAAUGGGCCAGUUUGGGACUUAAUGGCAUUCAUGAGAUGGUCUCAGUACAACACAUGUAAGUGGCUAAGUAAACCCCUCUAAAGAACCAAUAUCCUUGCUCCUAAACUGGAAGCAGUUAUAAACAUCAGCAUAUUGUCAUAAAUGGAAAUUUUAAAUUGUUCUCUGUCACUUGGGGGGUUGGGGACACUUUAACUUAUGGAUAGCCAAAACCAAACGUUUAGCAUUAGUAACCAAUGUAGGUAAGUAACCAACCAAUGAUCUCAUAAUAUGCUAUCAGAAGCUGUAUACAUUGGUUUUGUGCCUAUAGGGGACAGAGUGAUGUUACUUGAAAUCUCAUGUUAACCAAUUUUUUUAUUUCCUUUUUAGGUGGGAAGUUGCUUAUUGCACCACUGAUACUGGUUUUGGGACUGGUAAUAGGAGCCAUAGCUGUUAUCAUAGGUAAGAACAAAAUGCUAUAAACAGUAUGAGGUAGCAUUUUGAAGUAAGGAACAUAUCCAUUUCAAUGAUAACUGUUGUCAGAGGGGCAAUGAGCAGAAAUGGGGCAAUUUGUGGGAAAUUGUUUGGAGGUAACUUGUGUACGUGGAGCUCCCGCUCACAGAAUUUUCUAUUCUUCUUCUUACCUCAGCGUCCCCACCAUAGCUCACCUCAUUAAAUAGCUCACCUAUAAACCUCUGAUCCUUUUUGGAGAGACAAGACCAGGGAAACAAGAGGGUGAGGAAGUCACCCUCCACCCAACACCUUCUGCAGGCAGAUCUCUGGUUCCAUCACAAUUAAUACAUUGUGCAUAAUGAAACCACCAGCAGUGGUUAAAACAAUUAAAGAACAAUCCAAACUAAAAAUUUCAGAAGGGCAUAAUGUUUAAAAUAAAUUUCCACACCACAGAUAACAGAGUUUUAAAAGCUGGUAGGAAUUUUAGAAGAUAUUUAUUAUUAUUUAUUAAAUAUCCAUAGCACCCUCCAUCCAAAGAUAACAGAGCAGUUUACAAUAUAAAAAAUACAUACCAUAAUUACAAACAAAAACAAGCAUUAUUAUUAUUUACUAAGCGUCUGAAAACCAGAAGACAUCUGGCUGAUCUGCAGAAGGCCCUGAUUUGUACUUUCCUGCCUUAUGUAUGGAUAGAACAGUCAGCAGGCCCUGAAGGGUCAGCUGGGCAGGUUUGUGUGAGAACAAAUGGUUCCGUACAUUUAACUGAGUAUAGACAAAUGGAUGAGGUUUUGCUGAUUAGAUACCUUAAUAUGCCUGAAAUGUGCACACUGCUCCCACAUCUCUAGUCAAUGCCUUACAAUUAUGGUUACAACAAUCCGCUUCAAAAGUGGAAUUCCCUAAAUAACUGUGGUGCAAAUGUGCCCCAAAACAUCCAAUCCUACUUCCUUCCAGGUACCUUUGCCAGUGAUUGGUGUUACAGAACGUAGACAUGUGUGAUAUCAGAGGCAGAUUUGGUCCUUCAAAUUUUGACCUUUUUGAGGCCGAAAUUCAGCAGCCUCCCCUCCUCUCAUUUUUGGUUCUGCUCAAUUCACUGCAUCAUAGUUGUGACCCAGUGUGGCAGAAGUGGUUGUGCUGCCCUAAACACGCCUCUGGUGAUAUGCCUCUAAAAGCAUAAAAUUAUAUUAAGCCUCUUGAUUUCCUGGUGGUCUAGUGAAAAGAAUUCCUUGCUCUCACAGCCGCAGCCCAUGUUCUAUUCCCAGUCAGAGGGAAGUAGUGCUUUAGGACAAGUUAUCUAGUCACAGAGCAUCUGUUUUUCAUGUAAAACAUCCCAGAUUCAGUCCCAGCAUCUCGAGAUAGGGGUGGAAAAUCUUCUUUCAGAGAGCCUGGAGACCUGCGGCCAAUAAAUGUAGAUACUAGUGAGCCAAAUGGUCUGAGUCAGCAUAAGGUAGCUUCCUGUGUCCUUGUGUUUUGUGUUUGUAGAGUUUCAUAUAUGCUGGAAUUAAAAGAUCAGCUAGGUUUUUUUAAUUGCUUUGAGUUAGGCUUGCAAGAAAAGGGCAAGUACUAUGUGAGAUGCAGGAACAUCCAGACAGCUUAGAACAUUAAAGUUCUAGCUUACAUUCACGAACUCUUUUGUUUUAAAAUACUUUUCAGAACUGCAUUUUCACAUUUUUUUGUCUAACAAAGCUAAUUCAAGUAAACUGAUUUUUGUUAUUAUUGAUAAACCAACUAAAAUCUCAGCUACUUCAAAUUAUAUGGCUGCUUUUGAUGCAGAGUGACUGCUUCUUAUAUCCGAUUUGAAUGGGCAUUCUGAAAAAAAGUUAGCACUAACAAUAUCAUUGGAAAUAAGGCAAAUUCUAUGUUUGCUACCUUACAGUAGGCUUCUUCUCUUCACUUGGCUGAUAGAAACCCAGGAUGCAUUUGUUUCUAUUCAGUGAACUGUGUACAGCUGAUAUAUAUAUAUUAACAUUCUAUAUUUUCCUUUGGUUUUGGCAGGUUUAUUUGUGUUCCCUAUCUAUUGCCUUUGUAAAAAGAAGAGGAAAAGGCCACGAACAGAAAUGCCCUGGUAUGAGUGAGCCAUUAUAUAUCUGAAAGGAGCCAGUCCUGCAAGAAUUGUGGAAAACAUGUUCAGCACGCUGUGCUAGUUAACUAUCCUGGCAGAAAAUUCAGGGGCAACUGCCAUAUAUUGUCUGCACUGUACACUACUAAAGACAGACCAGAUUGCUUCCCUGCUCUGCUACUUCAGACAAAAUGGAGGCCUCUCGAUUUUUAAAGGUUUUUUUUAAUCCCUCUCCCAAAAAUUACUUUGUUGGACAGCCUACAUCUGCACUGUAGCUACACAUCUACUGAUUGGCCCACGAAAAGAGUAUUUAAUUUGGCAACCUCUUCCCCAUCCCAAGUCACUGGCGUAACUCCCAGGUGGCCUUCCAGAUGGUGUUUUCAGUGGACUUGUUUGUUUCAGAGGCUGGCUUCAUAUGUAGAAGUGGUUAUUCUUUCUAACAUCAUUGGCAUAGUGAUAGGUGCUGAAUUCAGUAGCUCCUUAUUUUGUAUAUGCAACUUUGCCCUAAAUACUGAAUCAUGUGUGUGCUAAUAGCUACUGUAGAACCUUAUAGGGAAUUUGGUGGGGAAUGAUUGGAACAGUAUCUAGUCCAAUUAAAGCAACGGAGAGAUUUGUCUUGGUUAUUUGGGAGAGCAUUGUGUCAUUUUCAGUGUUUUUGACCUGUGCAAGCUGUUUAGCAAGGCUUAAAAUGUUCACGCCAUUAACUUCCAUCAAAUACACUGAAUUAAGUUAGGUGUCAAAGCCUGCCUUUUAUGGUUGUUUCUGGAGUCUGACUAAAGGCAUUGUGGCACAUAUACACACUACAGACCAGAAGCAUGUUCAUAUCUGAACAUGCAACAGCAACUAAGAAUGUGGCCAAAACUAAGGCAAAUGCAAGAAAAGAAACAAAAAAUGUAACUACUGGAGCAUAUUUCAGAAUGUUUAGCACUAUCUAGCUGGGGAAAUAGCAAUUUGUUCUGAAGCAGUCCAGAAGUGCACUGUUUUUCUAGCCGGCACCAGUACAUGCCUAAAGUGAGUAGGCAUUUCUAGGUUUUUCCUAGGAAGAUACAUUCAGGACAGCUUCAUAACACAAGGUCACUUAAGACUAAGGAUCUGUUCGUGUCCUUCUUACUGUUAGGCUCAGGUCUGGAGCAGUGCACCAAUGUAAAUUAUAUGUCUGUCCUGGUUUGCCUGAUUUCCAUAGUUCUUCCCCAAAGGUUUGGGAGUAUUAUCAAUAUUAGGUGAAUCACACACCCAUUUGUAGGUGUAUUAAUCUAACCCACACAUUAAAUUAUUUGUGUGGAGUUCGACAUGUAUAUUUCCAAAGGUCCAGGCCUUCUUGCCUACUAAGAGAAAGGACAUGAAUUUAUGAAUUGUCCCAUUUGUAUUGCACACUAGCAGUUAAAUUAAAAUGUCACCUGUGAAGUGUUAUGCGUUUUAAACAAUGAAUAAAUUCAGUAAAAAUUAGUGCUAUCUUUUUUUGAGUUCAGGAUCAGGUACCUCACAGUCUUAUUUAUAUGUUCUUUUUUUAAAAAAAAUGAUACUUUUUGUUGAACUCAACAUGUGAGGGACGUGCAGCCCAUUGAUUUUAAAGUUAAGAAUAAGGAUAAUUAAGGAAGGGCUUAAAGAAAUUAUACUGUUCUGUUACGUUAGCAAAAGAGAAUAUCAGAGAAAGGAAAACCAUGCAAUCCAUUAUAUAACGAUGGACUGUAUUGUAAGGUGCCUUUCUAAGCUCAGAAUAAGUCCUUUGGGGAAUGGAAGGGCACUUUGAUCAAGCAAAAGUUCCCAUUAACAGGAGGGAGAAAGUGAAUUUUGCUUUUACCUUCCUGUCUCUGCAGUCCCUCUCACUAUCUGCCAUGCUGUUCUGAAGGCUGCUUAUAGAAUCCUAGGAUCCAACCUAGACACAGAAUUAUAAUCUGCUGAAGUUUCUUGUUAUCUUCAAGGUUCUGUUACUCAACAGAGUAGUGAAGUAUUUGAAAGUCCUAUGUUCUGUUGUAAGGGCAAUAGACUCCACAAAAUAUAUAAAAGGCAACAUACAGUUAUUCGGAGCAUAUUGUACAUUAAAAUAUUACAGCACUUCAUUGCUGUAGGAGUUUGGUGAUAGUACAAAAUGCAACCCAAUGAAUAUGUAUUAAUUGCUGGACCAUAAAGCCUCAUCUGAAAUUGGUAGUAGAUGCUACUUAUCUGGCAAUAUGUCUCUGCCUUAUGUUUCAUUUUCAUCUGCUAGCAUCAGUCAUCUUGCAACUGAAAGUCUUUAACAAUAUCCAAAUUUACCACCUUUUCAUCCACUAAAAUUAGAUUGAUUUUAGUGGAUUAUGAAACCUGGCUUACUAGAGAAAUGAAUUAGAAUGCAAACAUUUCAGAGAGAAAUUAUUUUUGGUAAAUUAAUAUACACUAUGCUGUUUCAAAUAUUUUGAGCUUGCUUAAUGUUUCUCCUUUUUUUGUGUUGUCUCAGAGUUGACUGCUGCCUUAAACUUUUUAAAAGAUUGUAUAUGUUUACCUAGCCCCAAAUUGCAUUUUCUCAGGCCAAACUUGUGCAUUUUCUUUGGUUUACUCAGGGAUUUCAGUCCUUCAUUAAAAUGUCAAAUACUCUUAUGAAAAAAAGCUUUUCUAAUAUUUAGAAAACAUUCAAACAUAUUGAUUAUAUAAUGAGAUUUGGUGUUUGUAGUACAGGAUGCAUUAAAGCAAUCUUGAGGCCUCUGUUUGAUUUUAACAUAAUUCAUGUACUACUUGAGCUUUCUUCUAUGUUUGAUUUUUGUUCUCUACUCAUUUAAAAUAUAGCCCUUACAUGAUCCAGGAAUUUUCAUGUGCAGCAGCAAGUUCUGUGCAAGAAUUUUUCUGCUACAACUAUUGGCUCUAGAGACAGGAAGUGCUCUCAAGUCUUGACAGAGAUAGUCACUUGCUUGGAAACGACUGGUCUCUCUCACACACAUACAUACAUGUGAUCAGCAGGGGAUUUGAACCAUCAUGGCCAACUAUUAUUUCAGUAGCUUGUGAAGGAUACAGGAAUGCCACAUGAUAUUUCUGGGUGGGUGCAGAUUUUCUUGUCUAGACAAUACUUUUGUGUCCACAUGGGACCACAUUCUGAAGCACUCUUGCUCAUGAAAGCUUACUUUUGUAAGUGGGUGUAAUCCCAUAGGUGUUGCUCCAUUGACAGAAGGCACCCUUCAGCAGAAUGAGGAGGGAGGCAAUUCCUCCUCCACUGCUGAUAUCUCUUGUCUUGAAAUGGUUUAUAAUACUAAGAUAAGUGAAAGUGAAAGGCAUGUGUAUAUGUUAUCUAUAUAAGGGUAAUUUAAAGUUAUUUAUAGAAGCAACUCUUUCCCACAAAGAUACAAAAAUAGCUACACAGACACAAAGGCAUGACAUUUUAAUACUUAGAUGAAACGUGUAUCAAUAAAACCCUGUGGUUAUGCAGAUUUAGUUCACUGAGUAUUUAAGUGUAACCUCAAGAUGUUGAUUUUAUAUUCAGUUUUAUAUUAACUUGCCUUUUCCAAAAAUGGAGCAUUAGCAAUUAUCAUACAAGAAAGGAAGAGGUGCAGUAGAAUACUGGUUUGCUGACCCCUUUUGUAAGGCUAUUUUCUUGAAUAAUUAUCCCAAAGGGUUAUUUUUUAAUUUCCUUUAACAAUACUUAAACAAACAUACUCAUUUAGCAACCAUUGGAAUGACUGCUGAUUCACUAUGUAGUUAAAAUUGGGUGAAAUCAUAUUGUUUAAAAAUCUGUUUUGCUGAACAGUUUCAGAAAGACUGUUCUGUGGUAAAACUGUUCAAGACAUUCUUUGAUUUGUUUUAUGCAAUUUGUAUCCUGCUCUGUGAUUAUUAUCUGUUGCUUUUAAAUUGGAGUAACUUGAUCUCAGUUACAAUGAAAUACGUCCCUAUGCCUCUGACCAUAGCUCACACACAGUAAGGGAAUAUUGCCUAUUUUCUCUCUCUCCAAUGCUUUAAAAGAAAAAAAGUAUAAUAUACCUUAUCAGAAUGAAAAAGAAUUGAAAUUGUCUAUUUGGGGGACAGAACCUCCAUUGCUUUUAUUAGUUUAACAGUAAAUACAAGACUGGAUGAUUUGUUCUAAAGUAGAGCAUCUAUAAAGUAUUUUAUUAUCCAGAUUGCUACACACUGCAUAUUCCAGUUUCAGAAGGUUGACAAUUUUUCAAUGUAUUCAGACAUUGCCAAGUAAAGAUAGUUGUAUUUGCAAUGCAAGUAGGUGUAAACUAUAGGUUGCAAUAGAUUGCCAUUUUGGUCUUGACUACUGACAUUCAGCCUGGAUUUAAUUUCAGUAAAUAGGUAGCUGUUCUCUGGUUGUAAGAAAUUCGUGCAAUGCUUUUGGAAAUGGGCACAAGAAAAAUGCUUAGAUAUUGAUUCUUACUAUUAGCGCAAUUUUUCUAAAUCCUUUCAGGGUAAUAUUUUUUUAUGCAUUGGCUGCUUUAAUAAUGGGUGGUUGUAAUCACUUUAAGAAUGCUGUUUCUCAUUGUGGUAAAAUCUUUGCCAAGACAUGCCAUGAAUUUAUUUAUAAGAAACAUAAAUACAAUAUCUAUCCCAGAGCAAAAGAAAACUCAUCUUAGCUAAGCCAAUAUUUCUCAUCUUCUUUUUUAAAAGAACAAUUUUUACACAAAGCUGCCCCAAAAUUGUUAAAGUAAUUCUGUGAGUACAAGUGAGGUGACCUUCUGUUUUAAAUGAUAUACUUUUAUGUUUGCCACUUUUCCUCGCAUCCCAGACAUUCCAGUCUAGCAAGGAAGAUUCAUGCCUGAAAUAAUGCUUCUAUUUAUGUCUGGAUGGGACCCCAUACUGUCAAAAAAUGCUGUGUGUGGAGACAAAGUUCUGGAUUAAACCACACAUGUGCACUCUGGCAGGUUAGCCAGUACUGUUUAAGUUUUUGUAUGUAUUUAAUUCUGGAUACCCUUUCUUAACAACAGGUGAUUAGAAGCUGUCAUUGCUAACCAUAUGUCUCUGGGAAGAUCUUGAAGGACACCUUUUUGUGUUGCAGUGAGAUCUUUGGUUCAGGGCUAGAGCUAGGGUUAGAGUUUCAUAAAGUGUAGGAUACUUAAUAUUUACUGAAAAUCUUGAAUGUUCACCUGCAAUUGCAGUCAUAGCCAGAAGUUUCGAGAACAAAGAAGUGAACUUGUGUGCUAUUUUGUGUGCCAUCCUUCAUAAAAUGAUUUAAUGCAUUGCCAAUUGUAUGUGGUGCCCUCACAAUCUCAAGUUUUCUGUUUCUGUAAAGUUUUUAAAGAAAUUGUACAUAACCCUUGAUUAUGUGUGAAGGAUUUUUUUUUAAUUAAAAUAUAUUGGGACAUAGUAAAACUUCAGCUGCAACUGUUGUACUUUUGAGUUUUCCAUGGGAUUUAUUGGAUUAUAUAAUAGAAUAAGGACAAUAGAAGUUACUUCUGAGAGACUGGUCUUUCAGUUUGGUAGACUGAUUGAUGCAAAAUGAAGAUCAAAUGGUAUAAUUCCUGUGGUAAAAGCUAAAUAAAUUUAAAAAAACACUUGCUUUUCUUUGUUUUGGCAUCAAUGCCUUCAUUUUUCUUGUGCUAUCACCUAUAUCAGCUUGUAUUACAGCUGUGGUUCCCAAACAUUUUCCACCAUUUGAAAAUUUAAUUUUCUGCACAUGCACUGUGCUAGAUGCUGUAUGGUUUUUAUUUGUAUUCCCAUUAUUUUUAUUCCUUGUGUUUUGUAUUUACAAUUUGAAUUCCACAUAAUUGUAAUACAAUGAAAUACAGUAUACAAAACAAAAGAAGCAAUAAAAUGCAGUUAGAAAUCAAUAGGAAUAUUUAAUGUGAUGGAUAUACCAUCUCCCAUAUUGAACCACAAAUUCACAGAUGUGCCAUGGACCACCUGUGGGUGGCAGACCAGUUUGGAAAUUCUGUGUUACAGAAUUAAUUUCAGUGACUUGGAUCCAGAGUGCUCAAUGCACAGAAACCAGUGGAGGCUGACUGCAGCCUGUCCUUUCCCUGCAACAGUGCAGCACCCUGUAUUACCUUAAAAGCUCUCCUGCAGUGUUCCCAAACUCAGGAGUAGCUUAUUCUGAGGUAUGAAGGCAGGAAAACCCUGAUGCACUUCAGCCAGUGACCUGUGGGGUGGGCAUAAUGUAAAUAUUCUUCUCAAAAUAAACAUAAAACUUGGAUUUAGAUUUGCAGAAAAGCCAUCCACAAAUACAGAAUUCUGCUAGAGUACAUGUAAAGUUAUGAACGGAAGAAUCAUGUUAGUUAAAUAAUCCAGGUGAUUAGAAUUCAAAAUUUAAGCCUGCUGAAAAAUAUUUUUCUCUUACAUGUGAGUAGUCAUCUUCUGACAUGCAUAUGCCUGUGUUUAUGUAUGUAAAUGGCAUAUAUGAACUGAUUAAUACGUGGAAAUAUUGUAUGUGAAUGUCAGGUUUGCCAUUGUGGGGGCACUUUCCCAAGAAUUAUAGCUGUUCCACACAUUAGCAUUUUGGUUUUCAAGAAGGGUGGGCAGGGACAGUUUUCAAUGUAGAGGAGAUGUGAGCCAGCCAUAUAGUAAAAAGAGAAGUUGCUAAAUGAUUAUGCCAGUAGCUGAUACUUGAAAACACUCCACAAAAAGCCAAAUAAGUGGGUACACCUGCUUAGUCAGUGUUUGCUUCCUACUUCAAUUACCGGUAAAUGUUUUAUAGCAUGACACACAUACAUUUAAAAAUAUGUUCAUGCCUUGCAGAUCAACUCAAUUGAACAUCUGUGUAGAACUUUGUAUUAACUUGACUUUUCCAUCCAUCCUGGUAAAGGACCAAAACUAUGUGAAAACAAGUUUUGCUCAUUUAAAUAGGAAGCAAUUAUUUGCUCAGAAAGGGGAAGAGUAAAAUAAGGUAUGGCGCGGGAUGGUUGUGAUAAAUAAAAUAUUAAUUCCCCUCCCUUCCAGAGCUACAUUCAUUUCCAAUGUGAAUAUGAUACUAAGUUUUAAAAUGUAGCUUUUAGAUUGAAAAGUACAUUCUCAGAUUAAACAGUCAAUUGAAUGGAUUUAAAACUGCUUUUUACUGCACUGCUUUAGUCUUGUUACCUUGUUACUUUUAUACAAUUUAUCUGUAAUUCUUGUAGCAUUUUGACACUUCAUGACAAAAAGUUGUUGUGCAAAGUCAUUCCCUCUACCUAAAUAACCAUUUCAAUAUUUCAAACUAUUUUUUUUACCUCUGUGUGCGACUUCAAGCAAACAGAUCUACAACUUAGUAUGCGAUAUCUAAUUUUUUUAGUACAAAAUAUACCCCAGUCCUCUCACCAAGCUUAUUUCACUGAGGCAAUUGUUCAUACAAUCCAAAGUGAGGAUUCUGGCAUUACAAAACACAAACUGCUCCUUGUAGCAAUGGUUUGGCCAUGGACCAUUGUACUAGCAAUCUUCUUCCUACAGUGGUACCUUGGGUUACAUAUGCUUCAGGUUACAUACGCUUCAGGUUACAGACUCUGCUAACCCAGAAAUAGUACCUCGGGUUAAGAACUUUGCUUCAGGAUGAGAACAGAAAUCGUGCUCCAGUGGCGCGGCAGCAGCAGGAGGCCCCAUUAGCUUCAGGUUAAGAACGGACCUCGGAAACGAAUUAAGUAUGUAACCAGAGGUACCACUGUAUAUAAUAAUACACGGCUCAGUUUUAAAAAAUAUUUGGUUCCUCUCCAUUUUCAUAAGAAACACCUUUCUGGAUUGCAUGAUAGGUCCAUCUAGUCUGGUCUCCAACAGCAUUUAGCUUUGCAAGCUCACAGGCAGGGCUUGAACAUCAUGGUCAUUUCUUGUUGGUUGUCCCAGGUAAUACAACAUUUGUAAAUGGAGGUUCCAUUUACCUAUUUAUGGUUGAUAUCAGUGGAACAGCCAUUUGAUCUUGAAAACAAUGUUUUGUUUGUGGUGGUUUAGAUUAAAGUUUCAAAGUACUUAAGUAGCAAUACGUUUCUUAUACACGUUAUAUCUGUGUAGGAGCUUGGCAAACAACAACAAAAAAUCCAGUAGCAUACUCAAGGCAAUAUUUUCCCAGCACCUUCCUAAACAACUAGGCUGCUAAUGUUCAUUUUGUACAUCAUGUUGGCUUUAACUUGCAUCAAAAACACUUUGUAACAUAUGCCUGGCCUUGUUAAGCGAGUGCCUUUUGUUUCAAGAUGGCCUAAACACUGUCUUUUGUUGGUGCAGAAUGUUCUAGUACUGUUUAAAUAUGUCCUGGCACAUGGAUCUAAUAUCGUCAUUAGAUAAUACACGGGUUGUAUGUGCACAUGUAUACAAAACUUAGAACACAAGGAAUAGCAUUCUCUUGCUGUAUGUCCUGCUGGACAGGACCUUUUGAAAUUAAAUGAAGUUUCAACUGUUUUGAAAAUUGGUUACCUUGCUGCUGAUAAUUUAUUAUUGUUAUGUACUACAUUUCCACUCUGAAAACCUCUUUAUGAUAAGCAGUUUCAGAAUAAAGUGUUGCCACAUGAAGAUCAGAAGCUGCUGGUAAAAUUGAUAAUCCAAUGCUUGAGAAAGCAUUCCAUUUAAUGUUUUUAUUAACGGUGGUUUGUGAUAAAGAUGAAAGGAAAUGGGACCAUAAUGACACUAGAAAUUGUGUAAAAAAAAUAAAAUAUGAAUUUGACCCAAAAACUGUAAUCUUCCGGGUGUUUAGUGUCUAGAGUUUGCAAAUAUAUUUAUAGUGGAUUUUUUUUUAUUUGCACGCUAUUGGAUUAAGGUAUCUCCUAGAAAACAUUGAGCUAAUAAAGUUUUGAAGGAAAAAAAAAUAUUGUCUUGAUUUUUCAUUGGGUUAAUUUUAUUAUAGCAGUAUUACUCUAUAUAUUGUAAGCCACCUGAUGGACUUGCCUGGAAAAAAACAGCAUAUAAAUAUGAGCCUGGCUGUAGAAUUAUAAUAUCCUUAUAGGUAAGUAGUACUCGGAGGCAGGUGUAAAUAUUCCCAGGUUUGCUUAGAUCUCCUGCCCUAAACCAACCACUGUUCUAAUCCUUUUUCUGCAGCACCUAGUAAGCAUCGCCUACGGGUUAAUCAUAAUUCUUAGUUAUUUUCCAUCCCGCCAGGAGACCCCCAGGGCACGUUGCAAUCUGCACUUGUCCACCUGUAGA